AUGGGACGCCGCUGUGCGCACGCGCGCAAACCUUUCCCCUCCUCCCACUCGGGGCGCAGAACCAGAGCGGGUGGGUGUGGCGAAGAGGAGGGACCUACUGUACCCAGAAGGCAAUGCGCUAACGGUUGUUUUUUUUGGUCUUCCGUUACCCUGCGCUGCCUGCCGGGAAGUGUAGGCGGUGCAGUGUAGGCCGGGAGCCGCGAAAGCGUUCUUUAAGCAUUCAGCUGGGCGGUGAUUGGCUGGGAUGAGGCUUUCAGAAACGUCGCUCCGUGGUGUGCGAUGGGGAUUGUAGUUCGCGGUAGCUGAGGGCCGUUUAAGCACACAGAGGUGUCGGGGGGUGUCAAGUUGUAAACCAAACCAACCAUCUGGACUUUGUGUGGUUUCAGGCCUUUGGCUCGCCCCUUAAACUGAGUAAUGUGCGUGACCUAAGCAUGGUUUCCCACAAGCAAAUCCCACGGGCCUCGGUAGCACUUCCUUGACUGGUAAGUGGCGAAAGGAGGCAGCCUAAGCGACAAGUGUUUGCCCAUCUCCAAUUGCCUUCCCACCACCCGAGCUACUCCCGUUUUCUCUAGAGAUGCAACCAGUGCUUCCCCCUCCCCAAAAAAAUGUUUAGGGGCACUCUCAUUUUCCUACUCAUGUUGAAAUACUGCCGCUCAAUGAGGCCAAACUUGGAUUCACCAAAUGUUUAAGGUGCCGUGCCGGAUUUACAUAUAAGCUAAACAAGCUAUAGCUUAGGGCCCCGUUCUCUUGGGGGCCCCCAAAAAUCUUAAAAGGAAAAAGAAAACGAUGUACAUUUCCAAAAUAUAAGAUAAAAAAACAAAUGAAAUAAAUCCUACAUACAGCAAAAGUGUUUUGUGUUGUGUAUGGACCUAUUAGGUUCAUAAAUUACCAUAUAGCAUAUAUUCAACACAAAACACAGUGACAAUUUGUUGUUGACAAAGGACAGCUGGACAUAUAAAGGGCCCCAUUACCUUCAGUAGCUUAGGGCCUCAUCAAACCUAAAUUCAGCCCUGUUUAGGGGUAUGCGUCCCCCGAGAAAAAAAGCACUGGGUGCAACUAAGGGGAAAGCGGGCUGGCUGCAUGAGGAGCCGGCGACAGAUUUGGAUACAGCAUCUGGGAAGACAGACCCAAAUAUAUAUUCCCUUUUUUUAGCUUUUGGACUACAUUCACGGAGAGACUGAUAAGCUGAACUUCUCCCUCUCUUGACAAAAGCGUUUUGCAUCCAUCUUUCGGUUUCCGUCUCAAGUUCUUUCCCAUCGCUUUCUGCUGUUUGCUUCCUGCAAUCCUCAUAAGCAAUGCUGUUAGGUUUAGAUUGUCCACCCAUCGUUCCUUGGCCUUUUAACAUUGUAGGUAGGGUCUUCCACAGUGAAAUUUAUAUCUUCCCAAUCCUAUGGCAUUCGGUCACAAUUCCUGUACAGGCAAGUAAACGAUAAGGUUUCGUUUAAAAAGGAAAAAACUCUCUUAGGCUGCAGUGCUUAAUAUAAUUAUGUCUGGUUAGAUGCAGUGGGGUUUAGUUCCAAGUAAGCGUAGAAUUGAACUGUCCAGCCUUCAUCCUUUGCUGAUACUAGGCCUAAAGUACUCUUCCUAACAAGACAGGACUGAACUGAAUACCUGCUCAUCCCUUGUUCUUCAUCUUCCUCAUUUUUAUUACCUCUCCUGUGUUGAAUUUCAGGUUAUUCUUUGUGGCAUGGGCCUUUCCUUGCUCUAUGAAGAAGUCAUACACAUUGAUGGCACCAGUGUUGUGCAUAGUGAUAUAUAAACAAACACUGUUUAUGUUGUGCUUAGCUUCUACAAUGAUAUGUAUCAAAGCUCAAGCCUUCCUGUGCAAUGCUGACCGAUCCUACCACUGUUCCCUCAAAGCCUGCUGUGUUGGCUGAUACAUUGACAAGUUCAGCAUUCCCAGUUGUUGCUGCAUGUUUGAAAAAAUGUCCAGGGGCCAAGCUUUGCUCAUCUUAGGCUUGCAUGCAUUGAACUUGCUGCUUUUCCAGGAAAUAAGACAAAAAUUGUGCUUGCCUAACUAAAUGCCAUACGGGGGAGCUGCUGAGUUGCUUUUACCAGGGAAAGCUCUUGGUUGUCCCUGCUCAGUGGCCGCAUUUUCCUUUUGUGUGUGUACAGUAUGUUUUUCUCUUGGUGGGCGGAAAGCUUCCCCUUGCCCAUCUGAGUGCGAUGAGUCUGCCUCUGCUCUGGUUUCCUUCUGAUGGAAGAAUCUACGGCUUCCACUAGCAGGGUUUGUACUGGCUAUACAACUGUAGUUUUUAAUCUUGUUUCCAGCAAUUGCAGGACUUGCUUCUCCUGAAAGGGUGCGUGUAAAGCUGACAGACUUCCUUUGGAGCACUGAUGUAAAUUUUGUAUGUCAGUCCCACAGACAUGACAGCUUUGGGGGCUUCGUAAAAUCAGGUUAAUCCUCAGGUUUUUGUUUAUUGUCCAAAUUCCUGAGAUCUUAGCCAUCCCUCCAUGUCUGACAAGGAGUAAAAUAAGAGUAGAAACUUCAUUUGUUGCUUACAUUUUGAAUUGUUAAAAGAUGACUUUUCCUGCUAUUUUGACAUCUCAAGAAGAGGCCUAAAACUUGUCUGCUUGCAAGAAUAUUCUGAUUCGGCCUAUUAUCUACUGUGGGAAAGGAUGUAGAGACAUUGAUAGUUUUUUGUUUCUGUUUGUUCGUUCUGUAGCCUUUUAGUGUGAUUUGUUGGCAGUAUUUUAAUACAAAUGCUUAUUUUGUGAUAACGGUGGAUAAAAAAUAAAAACUGAUCUAAAAGCAACAACUAUAUAAUGUAAUCACUAAUUUUCUCUUAAAGAACAGAUUAAAUAAUAAUAAAUUCUGUUUUGUUUUUUUAAAAAACUUGUUUCUUAAAAAUAAUCUGAAUAACACAGGUCACCAGCAAAGUUAUAUAUUGGGCAGCAUCAUCUGUAAGAUAUUCUAAGUUUAGUAAAAACCAAAUAAAAUAUACAAAGCUGUCUCUUUAUUUACAGUACAUAAAUCAUAUUAUAUUUAGUUGUAAAUUUACAUAGUUUAAUAGAUAUUCACUAUUAAUUAGGUAAUGUAGGGGAAAGCAUCAAUUCAAAACCUUUAAAUAGCAUUUUUUCCUUGCAUAUUUCAAACAUGAUCUCUGAGAGGUCUAGAGGGUGGGUUACACAAGGCCUUUUUGGUUUGUAAUGAAUUAUCAUGGCCCAUAUACUGCUCACAUUUAGCUGUUGCUUUGAAUACUGAGAUUUUUGUUUUAUUCAUUGCAUUUAUAUGCUGCCUUUCUGCCAAGGCACCUAAGGUAGUUUACAAUUUACUGUACAAUUGGGAGGAGAAGCAAGAGAAGGAGACCGUCUGGUUGGAGCAGGCUGCUAAUGUUGCCUUUGCCUGCCUCCCUCACAUGCUGCUUCCUCCUUACUGAGCAGAUGGUGUCUGUUGGCCCUUUGGGGACAGGGAAGGGGCAUGAAUGUGACCAUGUCAUCCAUUCAUUCUUCACUACGAAACUCAUUGUACUCGCUAUGGAAAACUGACUCUGUAACCUCAAAUAACAUUAUUUUAAAGAAUAUCUCUAGAACAUCUUCUUUGCCUAUAUCUGCCUGUCUAUCUUGUAAUUAUGAGUACUGUGUUUUGCUUUGUGGUCACUUUCAUUUAUGUACUUAGUUUUCAGGUAGGAGUCACUUGAAAACAAACAGGAGGUAUCCUUCUGCAUUUCCCCCCAGUGCAAAUUAAUCAUAUUGUCUGUGAUGGGAUUGAGCGCUUUGUUUUGUUUUUCAUUUGCAUGACUCUUAACUGUGGGAAUUGCCAGCAAAGUUCAGCUUUCUCAUGGUUAUCUACUAUAUAUUUUGGAAUGUUGAUUGUUUACCAAAUCGCUAUGCAUUUGAACACCUUUAGUUAUUGUAACCAAGGUUUGCAUAAUGGUUCCUAAGAUGAAGGAGCAGGCUUUCCCCUGUGUUUGGAUAAAAUUGGACAUGCAUGUUGGUGGACUGAACUUUUCAAAACUGUGCUGUUUUGAACCUCUGGUUUCAAAACUGUUGGAUGCAAGACUGCUAGUAUACUAUAUAGCAAGGGAUGCAGGUGGCACUGGGGUCUACCACUGAGCCUCUUGGGCUUGCCGAUCAGAUGGUCAGCGGUUCAAAUCUCCUCAGUGAUGAUAUUGCUCUGUCCCAGCUUCUGCCAGCCUAGCAGUUUGAAAGCAUACCAGUGCAAGUAGAUAAAUAGGUACCAUUGUGACGGAAAGGUAAAUUGUGCUUCCAUGUGCUCCGGCUUCCAUCCUAGUGUCCUGUUCCACCAGAAGCAGUUUAGUCAUGUUGGCCACACGACCCGGAAAGCUGUCUGUGGACAAACGUCGGCUCCUUUGGCCUGAAAGCGAGAUGAGCACUGCACCCCAUAGUCGCCUUUGACUGGGCUUAACCGUCCAGGUCCUUUGCCUUUUACCUUAUGUAGCCAUUUUCACUUUCAGAUUUGCAAACCAGUUAACUUCAGAAUCGUUUGGCUGAGAUCCCAUUGAAACCUGCAGAAAUUUUACACUCGUUUUGAGCACUUAGACUCAGAAGCCUCAUUUAAACGAUAGGUCUUAUUUUCAUGAAAAUCAAUAAACCUAGGACCAGGGAUUGAGUCCUAUAUGUUUACACGUUAUACACCAAACAAGAAACGUUCCUUUUGUAUCCUUACCACUGACUUUGCUUUUGCUUGUUACCUUGAUGCUCAGCUCUUGCUGCAGGGUGGGGUUAGAAUUAAAAUACUAAAAUGUCUCCAUUACGGCUUUCAAAAUGAGUGCUUUUAGACAUUAACACGAUUAAUUUCCAUUUGCCAAGAUGCUAUUUGACAUUUCUGAAGCAGGGUCCAUUACAUUAAAAUGACAAAAGCUUUCUUGGAAAGUUAAGAAUAAUUAAGACCAGGGGAUAACUAUGUACCUUACCAAGAGUCCUAUGUCUGUGCAAAGUGAUAUAUAUGUAGUGUGGCCCUCUAUCCAUGUGUGUGGCAGAACUCCAGGAGUGCAUUGCUGGACCAAAAGAAUUCCCACCUGGGUAGCAUAGGGAGGAUAUGAAUUUUGUUCUCUGUACAGACACUUUAAACCACUUCCCUACCUCCUUCCCGCUUAUGGUUCCAACUGUGCAGAGAGUCAGUCUGUAGCCUCUGGCCAUUAAUUUAGCAUAUCACACAAUUAGGCACAAACAUCACAUAACGAAUGACCACGCUCCACAGUUUCAUCAACUAAAGCAGAAUUAAAAAGCAGUGAGUGAUAGCUCUGUUAAGAACCAUUUUGAACACACAGUUUCAUAACAAAAGCUCCUUUCCAAAGAAAAAUGACAAUGCGGGGUGUUUUUUAAAAGAGCUUCUUCCUUAAAGAUGAAGAGCAGGGAACAAAAAUACUCGGAUUAAAAAAUAUAUAUUAAAAAAUUUAUUUGCUUGUCAUCUUUGACCCGUGAUGAAUGUUUGUCUUCAAUAAAAUAUAUUCAUUGUGGCAACUAAAUAAAUAUGUUGAAAAUUUAUUAACAUCUUACGAAACGUUUGAGAAGAAAAUCUACUGUGCUCUGAGUCAGCGACCCAUUGCUAAUCUUUUAAUAAUGAAGGCUGACAUAGGGUUCCUUCUGGCUACAGGAAAACAAACACUGUGGUGCAUGAAUUUUCCAAGUGCUCCCCCCCCCCCGCACUGUUUUUUUUUUAAAAAAACCAACAACAACUAUGGAGGUAUCAUUUGAAUAUGAUAAGAUUAUAUUUAGCCUUCCUGUAAGUAAGCUGACCUAAUCAUAAAGAAAAUGAUUGACAGAUGGUAGACAAGAGGGAAUAAUGAGUCUCUUUUUCAUCUCUCUUCUGAAUCUGAGACAGGGGCAGCUGGUCUUGUUGAUAAUCCUAAACCUUCUGGAAUCAGAUUAAUCAUUGGUCUAUGUUAUGCUGGGAUAACAUUGUCCAUUUAUGUCUUGCAUCUGUCUGGUCUAUCCAUCUAAAUAUGAUUUUGAUGAUAAGAAAUUAUUAUAAAUUAAAGUGCAUUAUUUUAUCAGAAUUGACAGGACUAUGUCUUUGUCAUUAACAAACUUUCUCUUGAAUUCAUUCUUCCAGUUCAUAUUUUUGUGCCUAUAAUUUUGUCAGUUUCUGGUGCUAGUAUAAAUUGCAUUAAGUAGUUCAUGUGGGCCAUCUUAUCAGUAGAGCACACCACACCCUCAUUUGAUCCCCUGUCUUCAGGCAGUCCAGGAAAAACACAGAUAAUGAUUAUGAGCCACAUUGCAGGGAAAUGAGAAUAUCCAGACAUUUUGGGCUUGGAAAAUGGUUAGCAUUUCCCUGUAUUUUUACAGACGCAAAGCCAAUCCCUGAAAAUAUGAGCCCGGACAACAUUCACACUGUUCCAGAUGCUUUGUGUUUGUGCUGCCACCGGAAAAACUUCACUCUGAGAGGAAAUGCAGCUGUGGAAAACGGCAUCCUAGGGACUGAAAUGAGUUUGCAUUCUGGAGGAUCUCCAUCAUGAAUAGAUAUACAACUAUUAAACAGCUGGGAGAUGGGACUUACGGUUCUGUUCUCCUGGGAAGAAGUAUUGAAUCAGGGGAGCUGAUCGCCAUUAAGAGGUAAGAGGCUCACGUAUGUUGUACAACUUCAGCAUUAACUCUUUGGAGACACCGUGCAGCUUAAAUAGUAGGUGACUAUAAGUUGACAACGUGUUUGAAGAUUGUGGAAUCCAACUUUGCUGGCUUUGAAACUGGGCCUGAUCCAUUGGAUGGGGGAGUCCGAAGCAGUGUGAUGUGGUACAAAUAUCAGCAUGUUUGAUAGGCCACUACCAGGGAUCUGUGUUUGUUGCUCUUCAGCAGACCUGUAGGACUUAGUAUUGAGUUAAACUGCAGCUUCUUGAGAAUCUCUGCUUUCUAGCCUUUUGUGGCUAGGUCAUGCCUGUUGAAAUCUCUGAAGUUACUGGAAUUUUGUGAUGGAGUUACACUACCCUUCAUAGCUUCUCAUCUCACUGCAACGAAAUAAAUUAUGGGAAAAGAUAAAUUUACAGACUAUUUUGUGCAAAAUAUGUUCAAUUAUCCACAUUCAGCUUUUCUGCGCAGAAUUUGGUUGCCUAGGUGCAAGUUUAUUUAGCACAGAAUAUAGAAAGCCGUGGCUGUAACCAACCAGUAUGUUACAGUCACAUCUGUCCAGCUGACCAGAUGGCUUGUGAUGGGAUUUUGACUCCCAUGUCAAUGUGGAUGUGUUGUCUGUGCAUGUAUUGUUUAUGUACAGCUUGCAGUAUUUCACAAUGUACUUGUUCAGAACCACAAUAACAGAUGAAUAGCCCGGAGAAAAAUAGCAGCAAUGCAUUUGUAUUGGGAAGGUUGGCAUCAAAUUCAUCCACAAUUCAUGCACUGCAGAUUAAUGCACUGUGCAAGCAGGAAGCUUUGUCUUCACAUUGAGCUAGUUUCAGGGUUUUGCCACAUACUUUUUGCCCAAAUGUUAUUUAAUUUCCUGAUCCUCAGCUUUAGUUGGAUCACAAGUACUUUUUAAAAAAUGUCCUGGCUCUAUGCAUGUUUUGAUGGGCAGAGAUGACUAGAACUGCAGGCGUGUUCCAAAUAUAAUGUUAGCCACAAUCCAGCUAUUUUUUGGUUUGUUUUAGGGUAGAAGAUUGUCAACAACUGCACAUGAACUAGUAGAAGGCAUCAUAUAGUUAGAAUAUGUUUAGUAGCCGUAGUUUAGGUUGAGGUUUGCUUUGAAAUAUUUUUGAACUGCUGCCAGAAUGCCUUGUUUCAGCACAAAUCAGCAAUUUCUCUGGCAUUUUUCUACUAGAGAGAGAGAGAGGUUCUGAUUUUUUCCCCUUCAUUGAGAAAAAGAGAAUAUUCCAUAUUUUUUCUUGUUCUAGAGGGAGAGAAGGAGCCAGUUAUAUUUAUGGCUUGGGAGUAUGUGGCACUUACAUCACCAUAAGGAUUGCCUGAUCAUCAUUUCACAGGGUUGUUUGAAUAAGAUGCUGUUCUUUCAAGUCUCAUUUUGAUUGAGCAGCAGUGGGAAACCUGUGACCCUCAAGAUGUUGAUGAAUUACCACCAUCCCUUACCAUUGGUCAUGCUGGAGUCCAACCACAUUGAGGGGGGCACAGGUUCCCAGACUCUGUGCUAAAGGGUGUUUGGCUUAUUUUCCAGCUAAAAGUGGAAAUCUGUGGGUAGGGAUAACAUUGUGCUUGUAUUAAAUGAAUUUACCCAAUCGCUUGCAUUUGGUGGUGGGCAAUGCUGAGGAGAUGGUACAGUAUAUUUGUAUACAUGUUAUAGAACUGAAGUAUCAUAUAGGAAAACACAAACACUUUAGACAAAAUCUCCAGAUCUCCAGAAUGUGGAAUGGACAGGAUCAUCAGAUCAAACCCUUUACCCUGAACAUAAAACAGCCAAGACCUCAAGAUUUCCCCUUAUGCUGAAAACCUCAAUAUAAAUUGCGGUAUAAAACAAUGCUUAUUUAGGAAAAAGAAUCGACAACAAUAAACUUUAAGAAAUAUGGUUGUGUGCUUUUUUAAAAAAUUCAGCAAGCUGACCUAAAUCACAUGCAAAGAAGAAUACCAUGUUCUCAUUUUGCGUAAUUCUACUUCUGCAAGUCAUGAGUGCCUCAAUUAUCUUAUCAGAGGUUUGCAUGACUUUUAAACCUCUUUGAAGCCAAAAGGAGCAAAAAUACAGAUUAAUUAAUAAAACAAAAACAAAAAAAUAUGUGUGCUGGCCUAGCAUAUGGGUGGAGUCAGUGGCAUGGCGUGGGGGCUGCAGGGGGGGCCGGCCGCACCGGGCGCAACAUCUGGGGGGGGGCGCGCUCGCACUCGCAGCUCUCUGCCCCUACCGGGUUAGGGGGCGCAAAUUACUUACCUUGCCCCGGGUGCUGACAACCCACGCUUCGCCACUGGGUGGAGUGCCAAAGAGCUACCAUUUAGACCUGUGUACAGUGGGGGGUUUUUUUCCUCCCACCACCACCAUAUGUGCUUUAAAAAUCCUCUUAGUAUUGUAAAUGUGUUUCCAUGUGACAGUGGCAGUGUUCAAGAAGCACAAGCCCAAAGACCUUCUUGGACAUGCAGAAUUAGGGUGGUUGUUGGAUCCCAGCCAUAAAAGAAGCACAGCUCUGAGUAUUGUGAGCUUCCACUUAUUCCUUCAUGGACCUAGUACAUGAGUAGUAUCAGAUUGUGAUACUGACUUCCUUACUUUGUGCUUCACAGGAUGAAGAGGAAAUUCUACUCCUGGGAAGAAUGUAUGAAUCUUCGAGAAGUUAAGGUGCGUAAAUUCAAAAUUUGCACUGGAUUCCUUCAGCUUCGGGUAGAGCUGUGGUUGAAAGUCCAUGGUCAGAUGCUGUCUUGGGCAGCAUUGCACAUUUCUCCGGGGAAUUGGAGUGCCUCUCGGCUGAAGAACGGAUUGUGCCAAUGUGCCCACUAUCAGCAUUCAUCUUUACAAGGCCAGAGGAACAUUGGUCAUAACUGACUCUAAGAGUCUGAGAACUUUUUAACAGCCAGGCGCUUAAAUUUAGCAGUAUCUCAACUUAUGUUUCUGGGACAAGCGUUCAUUGUCACUUAUCUUAAAGCCCUGUUUCAACAGUGUCUGUAAUUGUCUUAUCUUGCAUUCCCAGUCCUUGAAGAAACUCAACCAUGCCAAUGUGGUGAAACUGAAAGAAGUUAUCAGAGAAAAUGAUAAUCUGUACUUUGUGUUUGAAUACAUGAAGGAGAACCUUUAUCAGUUAAUGAAAGAAAGGUAUGUUGAUUUCCACCCAAAAAAACCCCCCACCAUCCAGUAUAACUAACCAAAACCAUGAACUACUAUUCACCAAGCACUAUAACUAUGCAAUCGUAAUUCAUGGUAGCGAAAUCACAUCAAGUAUGAUAUUUAGGUUUUUGAACUGAGAUUGCUCAGCUCCCAAUUUCUUGUCUUGGAGGUCCUUGACUGGCAACUGGUGAUAAGUAGGCCAUGAUCCAGUGACAAUGCCCGGAAGGACCAAGGAUGGGGACAGGAAACGCUGCCUGAAUAAUCCUGGCACCACAUGUAUAGCAUGUAAUUUUGUUCUGGUACUCCUAGACUUGAAUGGUUUUAUUGUGAGAAUAUUUUAUAAGCUGCUUCUGAGAGCCUCUUGGUGCUGUGAAGUAGAAUUUUGAGCAGAGCAAUCUGAAAGGGGGGAGGAACAGGAGGACGAAUCAAAGGCAGACACGGUGCCAGAUCUGAUUAAGACUGAAGGCAAUGAUGGGUCACUUUUCCUUUUCCGAUUCCCCAUCAGCAUUGCAAUCUGCAACAACAAAAAUCCCUUCCCAUUGCUAUCAAUGGGAGAGAAAAUAAAUAUGCUAGUUCCAGGUGUGGCAUACUUUUCUCCUCAAACCAGGAGUGUGUUAGAGGAAUGGGAGGUCAUUAGAUCCAGUGGAGCCCACCCAUAUCCACUCCUGGCAUGCUCUUUUUUGCCUUCUCUGCCAUUGCAGCAGCGGUGGUGGAGGAAGAACCACAGAUCUUUCCAUGGGUGCAAUGAGGAUGCCUGCUUCUUGGGCAGAACACCUCUGCCUGCAGAUCUCCUGCUCUGUGCACUGUGGCACCCAGAACGUCCUCCUCCAAUAAGGGAUAUAUAAACGCAUGCUUAUUACUGCUUGUAUAACUGUAUCCAUUCUAGCCUACGACUGUAUCUCCAGUAAAUAAAGAAGUACAGCUAAGAACUCCCUUGUGUGAACAUAAAUCCCCCUCCUAUACUUUUACCUUACAGGAACAAAUUAUUUCCCGAAUCUACUGUCAGGAAUAUUAUGUAUCAGAUUCUUCAAGGACUUGCAUUCAUACACAAACACGGUAAGACCUGACUAAAGGCCAAAUUGGAUGAGUAUCUGUGACUGUAUUGAUGGCAUGGUAGGAAGUGAUAUUAACAAAUACUUAAGAAAUAUUUGAGCAGGCACUAAAGGUUUUUUGUUUGCGUUCAGGAAGGUAAACAUGACUUGUCGAGAGUGGUAUGAGUGAGGCUGAAAACACACUCUUCUCCAGUGUGUUCCAAAAAGGCUAAUGUUCGUUAAACAAAAUAUAUUUAUUGUAGAAUUAUACCAUUUAUUGCAAUUCCUAAUUAAGGCUGCAGCUGGAAACAUCCUUACUGUUGGGGUGUAGCCCCCACUCAAGUCAACAGGACUUGCCUUUGGGUAAACAUGCAACAAGACUGAGCUGCACAAAAUGUAUCUGUAAAGCCUGGUUAUUUGAAUGAACAGUUCUAUUGUUAAACUGACCUCCUACCCCUGUUAGAGGAUUAUGGGUUGAUCAUGGGAUGUCAUCCCAGGCAGGAGCUACAGGGUUCAAGGAAAGCUGCCAAGACUGUUUUGCUGCAAAAGAAGACAGAAAGUUGUGUGGCCAGAUGCCGUCUCUGAAGCCAACGCAGACCACAGUAGUUCUGUGCAAUUCUGGCAAUAAUAAUACUGACCUUGUAUUGUAUCGUGUUGUUAAGUCGUUUUGAGACCUUUGUUUGUAUAGUGAUAAAUGCAACUGUUAGUACUGUUAGUAAUAAUACAGUUGCAUGGUUUACUGAUAUAUUUGAAAUGUCUUGAACAUUUGCACAAUAGUAAUGCUAAGUGUGAUUAUCGUUGUUUUCUUCAUGUUUAGUGAUAGUGAGUGUGAAAGAGAAAUUAUUACCUUUCACACUUUUUUUUUAAAGAAAGAAAAGAUAUUUUACCUGGUCAGAUCUUCACCUCAAAAUAUAAAGCAGUAUUAGAGGAGAACAUUUUGUGGUUUAUAAUAGCUCAGUUUACUCUCUUGGCAACUUCUCUUAAUAAAGUGUUAUAAUGGCGGCAAUGAAAGGAGAUGGGGUCAGAUAUUAUGUAACCGGAGUGAGGGCUUGUUAUUUCCUGAAUAAACUCAUUCCUUGUAACUUCCAAUGCACUGCAGUUUCAGAAACAUGAAACAGUUUCAUAAAGUGAAAACGAAGUGGAUGAUUUGAUAGAAUGGCUUUGUCUAAUUAAUUGCUGUUGUGUUAACUAGAUUGUAAAGCAAUUCAAGUGUGCCUUGAUAGCUCUUUUUGGACUGUGCCACUUGGUUUGACCCUUUCCUGUGGCAUGGAAGAGUUUUUAAUGCUUUAUUAAUGAAUUUCUAGCAGGAGGUCUUUUGAGCAGGGACCUGACCUCAGAUUCUGUUUGCUGUGCCAGGAAUCAGCCCUGGAAGAUUAAGUAAUACUAAAAUAAAGAACCUCAUAGCAUAUGCAGAGUAUACUGAGUCACCUUUGCCAGCUGCCACAUUUUGGGGUUAGGAAACAGACCAUCCAAACACGCCUGAGCUUUAGCACCCCUUUCUCAAAAUUAACCACUGAUUAUUAGGGUUUCCAGAUCUUUAUAUCCCCCGCCCCGGCUCCAACAUUCUAUGCCUUUAACUGCUUUUGCUCUGUGUACAUGAGCAAAUUAUAGCAUUUGAGUGAUUCCCCAACUAUAAGUCAGAGUGGACCCACUGAAAUAAAUUAAUUUAAGUCUCUCAAUUUCAAUGGGUUUGCUCUGUGUAUGAUUAACAUUGACUAUCACCCUUUAUCUCCAUGCCGUAAAAAGCUUCCAUCUACUGCUCGCAGCAGUUUUCUUCCACUGUUUGAAGAGGAGUGGGAAAGCCAGAUAUUUUUUUCCCGGUCAGUCGACAAGCCUGCUAGUAACUAACCACGCAAACAUGCACAAUGAAAUGAAAAUGUGGGCGGCAGAACAGACUGACUAAUGUUUGUUUUCAUAACUACAGGGUUUUUCCAUAGGGACUUGAAACCUGAAAACCUCCUUUGCAUGGGACCGGAACUUGUGAAGAUAGCAGACUUUGGCCUUGCACGGGAAAUCAGAUCCAGACCUCCCUACACAGAUUACGUAUCCACAAGAUGGUAAACACUUGAGCUCAUAUGCCUUAAGCUGUGCUCAGAGUAGAUCAAAUGAAAUUAAUGAACACUACUCAUUUAGGUCUAUUAAUGUCACUGGGUCUACACUGAGUAGGCUAUGGCUGUGUAUGUGGUGUUAAAGAUUACUUCUAUUCCACUCUGAUUGUGAUUUUUGGGAAUAAUUAAGAGCUGUCUGACGCUAACAACUUUUCAGUGCCAGGUUAAGACUUUCCUCUUUAGCCAGGCAUUCGAUGGAAUUUGAGUUCAAUGCUUUAUGUUACUGCCAAUUUGGAUUACUGAUAAAUUCACCCACACUCCUGGAAGCUGGUAUUUCAAGUUUUAAGUUACUGGUUUUAUUGCUCACAUUUUGAUGGCAGUGGUUUCUAACAAUUUUGGACGCUUUAAAACUUGAUUGUAAGUUUUCAUGUUGGUGACACAUUUUUUAGAUGUGCAUCAAUUCUCAACAGUAAUUCAGUUAUACUAGCAAGACGGAGGUAAACUAACCCCUUUCCAGCCCUGGGAAGAGCAUGGGGUAAGGUAAAAGGUAGGUAAAGGACCCCUGGACAGUUAAGUCCAGCCAAAGGCGACUAUGGGAUGUGGUGCUCAUCUUGCUUUUCAGGCCGAGGGAGCCGGCGUUUGUCCAUAGACAGCUUUCCAGGUCAUGUGGCCAGCAUGACUAAACUGCUUCUGGCACAACUGAACACUGUGUUGGAACCAGAGUGCACAGAAACGCCGUUUACUUUCCCACCACAGCAAUACCUAUUUAUCUACUUGCACUGGUAUGUUUUCAAACUGCUAGGUUCGCAGGGGCUGGGACAAAACAACGAGAGCUCAGCCUGUCGUGCGGAUUCAAACUGCCAACCUUCCGAUUGGCAAGCCCAAGAGGCUAUGGGGUUUUAGACCACAGCACCACCCGUAUGCGACACACCUACACAUUGCGGCCAGCACACUAGUGUGUCACAACACACAGUUUCAAAAGCUCUGGCCUAGAGAAUGUCCUGCGUUAGGUGAUUUACAAAUAAAAUAAAUAACAAUUGCUCGGCACCUCACCACUUUGAUUAUAGUUUAGAACUUCAAGGGUUAAUUAUCCCUGCAAGACAGAGGAUAUAUUGGGGAAGAUCUAAGCCCUAGACAGGACAAGCAACCCUUGAAUAAAAUUGCUUCAGCUUCUUACCUUGAGCGAUGCUCAGGGAGGGAGGUUGGGUUGGGAAACAUUUUAGAGGCUCUUGUUUCCAUGCUGGCAGAGAGAAAGGGACCUUUUGCAAUUGCUGUCCAGUGCAAAUGUACUAGUCUGGUGUAAGGUUCUGCUUGGCAUAUUUUGUAAAUGAACCCCGCUGUGUUUCCCCUUCGCUUUUGGCUUUCAGGUACAGAGCUCCUGAAGUGCUUUUGAGAUCCACUAACUAUAGUUCUCCCAUUGAUAUCUGGGCUGUUGGUUGUAUCAUGGCAGAGGUUUACACACUCCGGCCGCUCUUCCCAGGAGCUAGCGAAAUUGAUACUAUUUUCAAGAUUUGCCAAGUGCUGGGGACGCCAAAAAAGGUAACUGUGAGCCUGUCUUCAGUGCACAUGAAGGAGUAUAACUCUGAAUAUGUUCUGUUCUCCCCUCCCCCCUACUAUUCAACUUCUUUUCUGCUAUUGACACUGGAUAGCUGAUUGCUAAGAUGUCUCCAGUUUUAUACAGUCUUGAUAGAGAAAAUAGUAACUUGUACUAAAAAGGAGACAUUGUAUGGGAUGGUGGGGAGCAAAGGGAAGAAAAAUGUUCUGCCUUGGAAUUAAUUCCAGUGGAAUUCAGCAUGCGUGAGAGGAAGCUGUGACCGCUCAAACUUUAGGAGAGCAUUCUGCAUAUGCUUGGAGUCAUUCUUUAUUGUUGAAUUGCUGUCCAUAAGAAUUCUAUGCCAGGAACUGGCUGACAUUACUGUGCCUUGGUGCUGCGAAAGAACACACAUUGCUUAAAUGGUGUACAAGCAUAUAGUGCAUAUUGAUAUGAGAAAGAAAGAUACAAUAAAGGUACAAUGAAUGCAGUAGAAUAACAGAAACAAAAUGCCUGACAACGGUCUACCUAUUGAGUGGCCUGGCCAAAAUAUGGCGGUGAUCAGCUAACCUAGGACUGCCUUACUCUACCCUGUCAUUGCCUUCACUUCACCCUCCAGCUUUCUAGUCAUGAGUUAGGACUCCCCGGUCUUCUCACGUGCUCUUGAUUCUCUGGGAUCACUUCAGCCUCUUACCUGCCCCUUCAAAUGUGUGAGCUGAUCCGCUUGCUUCAAUUAUCCCAGGAUCAGUUCAUUAGUCAGCCAGACCUUAAUGCAAUGUUGGAAACGUUGCUUAUGAGGGCAUGAGGGUGGCAUCUUGAGCAAGGCUGCACCAGCUACAUGGGUAUUCAUUUCCUGACCAGGCAUGCUUCCGUCCUUUUCAGAAUGACUGGCCUGAAGGCUACCAGCUUGCCGGCACCAUGAAUUUCCGCUGGCCUCAGUGCGUCCCAAACAACCUGAAGACCCUCAUCCCUAAUGCAAGCAGCGAGUCAAUACAGCUCAUGAGAGACAUGUUGCAGUGGGACCCCAAAAAGCGGCCAACGGCAAGCCAGGUUUGCUCUUCUUUCAUGAAUAUGUCUUUACAACUCUCUGCCUUGCUGACAGCUCACUCAGAGGAACAGAGGAACUUUCAAAGGUUACAUGGAAGAGUGAGUUCAAAACAUGUGUUGCAGGCUGUUGGUUCUGACCACUAUUUCCCACCUCCAGUCCCAACUCAGUGGAAUAUUUUUCUGAUUCAGGGAAGUCUCAAGUCUCUUCACCCACUGCUGACACAGCUCUGCUUUUCUCUAUUUCUUAUUGCAGUUUCUAACUCUAUACCUCGCUUUGUUUCUUCUAUGCAUUCCCAUCCUUGCUAUUCAGAAAAGGAGCACAUGGAAUUGGAUUUGUGUUCACAUCAGCACCUCUUAAAAACUGCAGCAGGGCGGACAGCUUUAUCUGAUCCUUUAUUUGUUUUCAGUGGAAAUAAAGCAGUGAGAACAAAACUCAUACUUUGAGAAUAAAAGCUGCCUGGCACUAAUUGAUUAACAUGCACUACUAAUUGGUUUAAUCAAAGGGCCCUAAUAAAGUGAGAUGUUGUCUAUUAUGUUUAUGAUUUCUUACCUGUCCUUCACCAUAAGGUCCCAGGGCAGGUUACAGCAAUUUAAAAAACUGUUAAAAAUAAAUUGCAGUCACUGGAAUAGCGUGCAUCCUGAAAAAAACAUUUCUCAGGUGUCAAAUGCCAUGGUAAAAAGGUAGCCCAAUAUGAGUUAUGCCAGAGAGAAGUCUCUGGGCAUACAGACUGUGUGGGGAGGGUUGUGCACAACACCAUAAUUUUUUAACAAAAAUUAAAAUUUUGCACCCAGACAUUCCAGAUUUUGCCUAUAAUUUGUAAAUUGUGCAGAUUAAACACAUUAUGCAAACUGCAAAAUUGUUUGUGGCAUGGAUGAGUUGCUUUUCAUUUUUGCAUAAAUCUGGUUUUGUUGUGGAGGGGGAGAAGGAGGGUUGCAGAACAUGGAAGACCAACCCGUUUCCCUUCUGAGAUUUCAACAGGCAUAUAUUUGUAGCACUAAGAAACCUACUUUUAUAAAAAAUGAAAGCAGCAACUACUAGAAAGUUGAAUUUUGCAUGUGCUAUCAUAUUUUGGGUCUUCCUUGCCCUUAGGUGGUAUUGUGGCAUGCACAGAGCCCCAGAUAUUGGGACUGAGAAACUGCCUGUUUCUGCUUGCUUGCCUCUCCUUGUUUAAAAGAUUUCUCUCCCUUGACUUUUAGGCUCUUCGAUAUCCUUACUUCCAGGUUGGCCAAUUACUGGGCACCUCUCGCUCUACUCAGGAGCUGGGAAAGCAACAGAGAGACCUUCCUGAUAAAGCACAAGUCCACAUGAAACCCAUUCCACCAGCACAGCCUCCUCCUAAAGCACAAGUUCGCCUUUCCUUCAGACCAUUCCAGCAGAACCAGCCCUCCCACUCCCUGAUAUACCCCUACAAAACAGACACCACCGUGAGUGACCAUUUAAGAGAAGACAAGCCUAGCCAGGUGGCUUUGCCAGAAAUUCACAAUAAGAUUCCUCAGCAGGUAAGACACAGUCUUGGAUGAGAUGUCUGCCUUUCUAAAAUGUGGACAUUAUCUCACUCUUGUAUUUUAAAUAGGAUUGGCUGUGUGAUUUUAAGUGCAAAUGCAAAAACAGAUUUCUACUUUUCUUUUUUGUUUCUGGAUGCUAGGAGCUUGUUCGUGUUGAGCUGAUCUUUCCACAGUUGCUCUCAACACAGAGGCUACAUAAUGUUGCAUGAAUGCCGCAGCCUCUCCCAUCUAUUCUGCGUUAGACUUGGGAACUCUUGACUUGGUCUCCAGUGAAAUGGAAAUCAAGAGUUCCUUAGUGUAGAGCAGGCAGGUGGGGCAGACCUUGGCUCUACUGAUACAUGGGGAAUGUUUAUUGAAAUAUGCCUGUUAGGAAGGAUCCAAACUUCUACUCAUUUGAACAUCUGGGUACUGAUGGUUAUACAUGAUCUUCUUGGGGAGGAAGUAUGGUACAACCAUCAAGUGAAGUUGGAGGUCUCCCCAUUUGGAUGACGCGUGCAGACCCAACUUCUUAAGAUACAUGCUACACCUUGCUCUGAGCAGGUAGUUAUGUCUCUCCUGCCCAUGGUGAGGCAGUAAGCCAUGGGCUUCCAUGGCUUUCAGUUGGCUGCAGGAGCUUCCUGCAGCCAAUCAGAAGCCACACUGUGAUUUCCGAAUGUUUUGGAAGUUGAACGGACUUCCAGAACAGAUUCCGUUCGACUUCCAAGGUACGACUGUAAUGGGGAUUUAUUUAUUUGGCAGAAACCGUAGAAGAGAAAAUGAAAGUGAGUGGUGGCCAGUGAGACCAGAUUUUGGCAGUAAAAUCACAGCCCUGUUGCCAAAGGCCCAUUCUCUGCCCACUGGAAGCACUUCCAAUAUUUAUUUUGCUCAUACCGCAGUUCUGAUCUUCACAUGCUUUUCUGUUUUCUUAUUUUCCUCCCACAAUGUCAGAAAGCAGACAUUGGGACAGAGAAGACAAAUGGGGAACUUAAACCAAAGAACCGUCGUAGAUGGGGUCACAUUCCCGGGACACUAAAAGACUCUGAGGAUUGGGAAGACCUGGAAGAUGGAGGUGUUAACUCUUCACUUGCCAGAAAGGAGCUUAAAAACAAAGGGCAGAGUGAUGAAGCUCUUUGUAGGCAAGUUACUGGCCUUAUUUUUCUUUAUUUUUCCAUGGAAGUAUUUCUAUACUGCUGUAUCAUACAUACUGCUGUAUCCUGUGGUAUAAACAUGGCUGGUUGAUUUUGGUUUCAGAUUUGAAAGUAUCCUGGAUCUCAAGCCGUCAGCUUGCUUAGGAACUGGGAACAGCGCGCCUUCCUAUCUUCGGCAGGACACACCAACAUUGCAAGUUUCUGCAGCCAAACAACAUUACUUGAAACAUUCUAGGUAUUUACCUGGUUAGUAAAAAUAAAUAUUUACUAUGACGCUUCGUAAAAUAUGAUAACUCACUUUUGACGUGAGUGAGUAACCUCUAGUUCCAGACGUCCUACUGCUUAUUAGCUGCAAUCCUAACCACACUUACAGGGACUUCAGUGGGAUUUACAUCCCAGUAGAUAUGUUUUGUUUUCAUUAAGCCAUUUCCCUUAAAUUUGCUACAAAAUGCAUUUUUGCAAACUUUAUAUUUAGCAACAAAAAAAUGUUUGGGAAACUAUUUUAUUGCUGACUGUUGAUUAGGUGUUGAUCAAACUGUCUCGAGUUUAUGAUUGGUUGUAAAAUAAUGUUACAUUUGUAUUCCAUCCUUCCUGUAAGUUGCUCAGAGCGCGUUUUAUUUGUGUUUUAGCUUCAAACAGUCCUGUGAAGUAAGCUGAACUGUGGCUUAGUGAAUUGCUCAAGGCCAUAUACUGAGUUUCAUUGCCUGGCAUAGGUUUGUCCCCGAGUUUCCCAAUAUCCAAACCCAUCAUGUAUUGCAGCUGGUUCUUUUCUGGUCUCUCACUAGAACAUGCUCAGCUUACAUUCUCCGUGGACAGCAACCACAAUCUAAUGCCCUUCACAUUUAGGCAUGUUUAACCUAAUUGUGUGGAAUAUCUAUGAAAUUAACAUACAAAAGCAAGGUAUAAUACAACCCCAAAGCGCUUGUCAUCAAUGGGCAACUGACGAGCGAGAUAUGUAUAUAAAUAAAUGUAUUCCUGCUGCAUUUUUACAGCGUCUUACUUCUUAUUCUAGGAAUAAGCACAAGAAAUAAUUUAGUCUCCAGUUCAAGCAAAGAUUCCAUCCCGUCCAAUCCAUGGCCCAGUUCUAAUUUACCUGGAAAGACAUCGGUGGUGGCAGGAGGGAUCACCAGGCUGAACUCCAGUAAGGAAAAGAAAAAUUGUCUUCUUCUUUUUUAGUUCUACCUACUUUGACCUGUUUGCUGACUGCAUUUUGUGAUAGUGAUCCAGUGUUUGAUGUAUUGACAUCCUUGGCUGCUGGGUAUUUACUGCAUAAGACAGACAAAGCAGGGUAAAGUGGCUGUGAUCCUAAGUUUAUUCAUAGCUUUGAUCCAUGCACAUUUACUUGGAAGUAAGUCCCGCUGAGUUGAGUGACAUUUCUUCCCUAAUACUUCUGCAUAAAUUAAAGUAAAUUCCUGCUGGUUUUACACUGAAGAUCAUGACAUCAUAUACAUAAAAUAUCAGAUUUUUUUUCAAAGAUAAAAGUCUCUGAAGAAUCAAUUCAGAAACUUAGGGCUCAUCCACACUUCCCACUGCUUUCCCCUGGGGAAAACCGCUCUUUAGUGCUCAGUGAGAGCAAAUGGCAAUCCAGGUUUUCUCUGGAUUGACAUUUGCUCUGAUUUAGCACUAAGCAGUGGGUUUUCCCUGGAGCAGGGCAAGAUGGAAACUGCUGGGACCUGUGCCUAGAAAGUGUGGGUCAAGCAGAAAGCCACUUGGACUCUAUGCACAGGACAAGUAGAAGUGUGGCGCAGUGCUGGCGCAGUUUCAACUCUUUCUGGUGACAGUACCAUCUUAUCACAGAAAAGGAAGCUAUCACAUCACAUGGGGUGGGACUUUAAGACAAUAACUGGAUUAAGCAUUGGCUGGAUUAUUAACUGGAAUAUAUAUAUAUAUAUAUGUAUGAAUGAAAAUAACUGGAUUAAAUUUUUAAAGGAAAAAAUAAAGGUUGUUUGUGAAAUUUUGUACUGGCCUACUGCAUUGACCUCCGAUUUUCUUUCAGGCAACACAGGAGCCAGUGGGCUAAGGGGUGCUUACAUCCCUUCAUUUCUGAAGAAAGAAGUUGGCUCUGCUGGCCAGAGGGUUCAGUUAGCGCCGAUUAUUGAUGCAUCGUCUUCAGACCCAUCUCGUAAGCUCUUUCUGUUUCUGAAAAUGGUGCUGGGGAGCACAGCAAGAAUGCCACUGCACUGCAAAAUGAGGGCGCUUCAUCUGUGACUAUCUGCAGUCCGUACCUGCCUGGGCUUCAGCCUUUAUCUUGUUCGUAUGACCAUGGCUGCAUGCAAACCCGACAUUGAAAGCGCGCGCACACACACAUAUCCCAAAAAUGCUGGGAACUGAAGUUUGGGAAGGCUGCUGGGAAUUGUAGCUUUGUGAAGGGUAAACUACAGUUCCCAAUGCUUCUUUGGGGUCAUGCUUUAAAUGUAUGGUGUGCAUACAAAGCGCAAGAGGGGCAAUUGUUGAACCAGCUUUCCCACUGUGGAUUAAAGAGUAACUCCAGAAAGAUAGGCAUGCUUUCUGGGAUGCUUCCCAUGUUUUGUUUUGCAGUACCCAGUCAGAUACAUGGAGUUGUACUCACACACUGGGACUUCCCCUUCCUCUUCUCUUCCUGCUCCCCCCACAAAAAAAAAAUCUGCUCCAGAAAGUCCUCCAACACUCUGGAGCCGAUUUUGAGAAUAUACAGAAAGCUGCAGGGGAGAUCAGAUGAAGGGGAAGUUCCAUGGCAACCGAGGGACAGGGCCUGUAGUUGCUAAUAUUGCAAAUCUAAUCUUUUUUCAGUAGUUGAAAUGGCUGAUACAAAAGAGCCACUGUUUGUCCGAAUACCAGCAGACUGAAUUUCCUCUAGGACUACAGACCCUGUUUGUUCUGCAGUUGUAUACCUCUCACACAAGAAUUCAGUGUCCUAAGGAUUUUGGCUUUAUUAUUAUUAUCAUUAUUUCCCCUGGCAAUCAUAUUUCUAGACCUUGUGAUGGCAACAAUGUUGGACUAUAACUCCCAUCAUCCCUGAUAAUUGACCAUGCAGGUUAGGGCAGAUGGGAGCUGAAGUCCAAUAAAAUCUAGAGGGCACCAUGUUGGCUACCUCUAGCACAGAGAGUACUUGGUUAAACUUUAGGAUUCAACAAUGUAAGCAGGGAAUUGAGAGCAUCUCAAAGCUCUGUGUUUCUACCCACAACUAGUGGUAGCAGAAAAUAAGCCAUUUCAGUAAAAAAACAACCUAAAAUACUCCUUUCUUUGGCCCUUGACAGAACCUAGAGCAGUAGCUCAAAAACACCGUAACUUAUUAUUCCAGUGAGGCAACUCUUUGUCCUGUUUUAUUUUUCAUAUGUGAAGUGAGAGAGCAGGUCUUACGGUAUCUUAGUUGACUUAUUCAGAAGCAUUCAACUAAGAUAGUUUAAAAGCAUCUGCAUAGAAAGUUGUGGAUUGGAUUCUGCGUGCUAGUUAAAGUAUAUAAUUUUUUUAAAAAAAGAAUAGCUCUGCUUAUCAAAUUGGUGUACAGUGGUACCUUGGUUUAAGAACAGCUUAGUUUAUGAACAACUUGGAUUAAGAACGCUGCAAACCCACAAGUAGGUGUUUUGGUUUGUGAACUUUGCGUUGGAAGCAGAGCAUGUUUCGCUUCCUGUUGAGUGUGUUCUAUUUGUAAAUUGAGUCCCCCGCUGCUGUGGGAAAGCACACCUUGGUUUAAGAAUGCUUUGGUUUAAGAACGGACUUCCGGAAUGGAUUAAGUUUGUAAACCAAGGUACCACUCUAUUCAUUCAGAUUCAGAUUUGGUGACAAUGGUUUGGAUCCAGAAAAGCUUUCCGUUAAUGGAAGGGUCAAGUGGAGCCUUCUGCAAUCACAAUUUUUUCUUGAUUCUCCACAUCUCUCACACUACUCUGGACAGCCUCCUAACUUCUCAGAGCAAGGGAGCACAGGAGUUCUGAAUCACCCCUCCCAUUUGAAAUUCUCUAAGGAUCCUUUGGUCAAAGUCACCAGAUUCUGUAUCUGAAUUUAACCCCUGAUCCGUUCUCUCCUUUCACACUUCCUCUCUUUUUCCUUUGUAGAAUACACUUCUCUGAAGUCUGUCAGACCUCAUAUAGGGAGGCCGUCGUUUAACAUACCUAUGAAAAGCACACCAGGUCUGCUGCCCCACCCACCUCCAGUUCAACCAGUCCAUGGACGAAUUGACUGGUCUUCAAAAUAUGGCGCUCACCAUUGAACUCUUGAGCUGCAGUAUACGUUCCACGAACAGUGACCAAUGAUAAGACUGUCUCCAGCAAUAUUUUAUACGCUGGCAAUUCUGUCGAUCGUUUUUUUGUAUGACCAAGAAAUUUCAAGACCGUCGAAGAGGGUUUAUUUUUAGUUGUAUGUAUUUGAAAGCAAAUCUUGGACCUUUUUUCUAUCAUUUUUAUUAUGUGAUUGGGCAAUUAUUUUCAUAGAACCAAUACACAUUUGUAUAUCAGGUUUAGUAUUGUGGGUCCCUUGCUUUAUUUGGCAUUUUUAUAUGAUGAACUUGUAACUUUUUAAAAGAAAACUAUUUUUCCUUUUUUUGGCCUUUUUUAUAUAAGUGAAUAAAUGUAGCAGAUUGAAGCAGUAUUUAAUAUAAAUAUGGUGCAGGUAGACAUAAGGGCAUUUACCAAAUACUUUAUAAAGUUAAAUUUUCAACCUGGUAUGUUGGAAAAAUAACCUGUUAAGCUUAGUAUCCAGAGCCGCCUUUCAGCUUCAUAAUUCAGCAGCCACAGUCAUGUUACUGGUCUCGUCUUAGCUGUAGUAAAUCAUAAAAACAACUGGGGCAUGAACUCCUUGUUCUUCAUGUGACUGAGAAUUGUUACAGCUAGUUGAUCAGCAAGAUAGAAUAGUAAAGCUUUUCCUUCAGGCUGCAGAUAAGAGUUUUGUAUGUUCUGAACAAACCUGAAAAACCAAAUCCUUGCAUAUAAAACAUGAAUUUGGCAGGUGAAAAGAUCCAGCCUAUUUUUUCAGUGUUCAUUUGUUCCCUACAUACAGCUCAUAUUGGUUUGGUCCAGGAUAAGCUUCUCACUGCUGACUAUGUAAACUGGAAAAGGGAAAGACUUGUGACAGCAGGAAAUUAACUUGACCACAUGCUUCUUCAUUCUAGCCUCUUUCCACAAUGCAAACUAAACCAUCUACAGAUGGAGUCAUCCUUCAGUGGGAAGCAAUAUGGGUUGCAAGAGUAGCAAGGCCCUUGGAUAAUAUUUAAAGCAAUAUUAAAUAUGACAAAGCUGGUUCAUAGAGUAAUAUAAAUGGAGUAUUAAGAUAAAUACCAGCAGCAAAGUUAAAAUAUUUUUUUUAUAUUCCACACAGCCUACAUUUCAUUUUUAUGGCUUGCCUUUUUGGAAACGCAGCUUAGCGACUUCUUUUACAGGGUUGACAAAAUUUAUCCUUUAUAUAAUUUGAGGUUUACAUUAAGAAAUGAGUUGACAUGCAUAUUUAUAUACUGUAAUUUUAGGAUCGAGUUCCAGCCGUUCUAGAAUGGCCAGAUUUUAGCAGAUGUCAGUAAGCCAGAAUUUUAAAGAUUGAAGCUAUACAGCAGAACAUGGUAUAGAAAAUGGCAGGUUCAAACCUAUGCAUUGUUUUUAAAUGAAAACAAAGAGUUGAAAAAGUUUUAAGGAGACUGCCCUGCUUGGCAAGUGUUCAGCUGAAAUGAUACAUCAUUUUUUAAACUGAGGUGGGAGGAAUGGGGAUUAAGAUCUCAGCUCACAGAAAAGGCUCUUUCUCAGGGAGAAAUAAUUACCCAAAGCCAGUAGAUGGGUGUUUCUGUCUAGGCAGUUUUUGAGUAUAGAAUGAGCAUCUUUUCUACGUCUUUGUGUCCAAUCUGUGGUAGGAAUCACGCUGUGUCUUGAGCCAUAUUCUGCCAUUGCACCUUCUCCGUCAUCCAUGAGGGCAGGAGAUGCAAGUAGGCAUGCUAAAAUUGUGUGUCAACACCUUCCCAUUCCGAUGAUCGGCUGACAAGCUGAAGGAAAGUUCCGUUUCUUUUUGCAUUGUGGUGUCUGGCCACUCCUUCACUAAAAUACAAACAAUUCUGCUUCAAGCAUUUCCACACAGCCAGCGAAAGAGGUGGGCAGAUAACAGAAAUGCAGAGGGAAAUUGAAAGCAGAGCUAUGGAUGAUUCUCUCACAGAAAACAUAGGGUGAAGUUGGCAAUCAAACAGCUAGGAUGGCAACAAAGGUGUUGUCAGUUUUUUUAAAAAGCGUAACAGCUGCAUUGUUCUUUAAUGCAUGGAUGUGAGACCUACAGCCCUUCAGAUGUGGCAGGACUCCAGUUCCCAUCAACCCCUGCCAGCAUGGCCAGUGGUCAGUGAUGGUGUAACAUGCAUUCCCAGGUUGCCUACCUCUGCUCUAACCUGUCACAGGCAACAUCCCAACUCCAUAACUUUUGGGAAAUCAGCUUUUUUUUUCUCCAGAAGAUAAUAGGAUAUGAACUCAUCACUUGCCUUCAGCUGAACAGUUGCUAUCUCCCUACCCCAAAAUAACAGCAUUUGGGGGUUAUCCCACCAGCUGUUUCAUUUCCCCUAUUCCCUUUGUUAUUGAGGGAAAGUUCGUACGUAGUUUUGGUUUCUGCAACCAUGGAAACACAAGACUAGCAGCUAUUUCCCUCUCUCCUGUACACGAGCUAUAUUUGACCAGUAUUUCCUAUUUGUAGUAAAGCACAAAAUGGACCAAGAAGUCGUUAUACUUUCUUAUCAGAGCCUACACAAAGCCUUGCUCUGUUUCAUUGCAGUCCUCGGUGGCUGCUAUAUGAGACAGAUGAAUUUGGAAGGAGAUAAAUUUGACCCAUUUUUAAUUCUGCAGUGACAACGCAAUUUUCAAAAUUCAUUUAUCAAUGAGAUAACUAUAACCUGUUAAAUCAAUUUACUACUGACAUGGUAUUUGUAAAUCCUCUGUUGUGGUAUUUGUAUAUUCUUUGGUUCCUGCUUCAGGCACUGGGACAAACAGAAACAUACUUUUGCUUUUAUACUGUUUAGAAAAAUAUGUGGAGGGUCCCCUCCAAUGGAAAGCAAAAUUGCCAGUAUUUAAUGGAGGAUUAUUUCAUUUAGAACUUUUUUUUAAACGAGGACACUAGAGUUACUAAUUAUUAAAUGGUUUAGCUUAUAUUUAAUUUUGCUAAUAUGUUUUCCUUAUUAAGCUGCAGUUCUCACCACAGUUACUAAGGAGCGAACCCCACCGGCAUUUACUUUUCAAUAACUGCUUAGGCUGUAAUCCUGUUGGCUCUCUUACCUGAAAGUCCUUUUCAGUUCAGUACAUGUGUAGGAUGUUCAGGCAUGUAAAGGAUUGCAAUGUAAGGAUCAUGAUUGAUAAUAGCCCAGAAAUGAGCACUGCAACCCCAGAGUCGUCCGCGACUGGACCUAACAGUCAGGGGUCCCUUUACCUUUACUAUUGUCUGAUUGCUUAACUCUGCAGUCCUGUACAAAAUUACCUGGUAGUAAGGACCACUUGUCCAAUUCAGUGGAUCUUACUUCUGAGUAAGCACAUAUAACAUUGUACUGCAAGUUUAACAGAUAAGUCUGGAGCAGUUUACAGUGACACAACUGUCACUGAAUUCAUAUAGAGCACCUCUGCUUGAAGUACAUUUUCAUGAAUUCUUACGCUUAUAAUUUGAAUUGACAACAUAAUUCCCUGGAGAGCAAUAAAGCCUUAUUUCCACUUCUCCUUGGUUUGUGUCACAAAAAAUGAUAAAAACCACAAGCGGUAUCUUACCCCGAGAUCUGACCAAAAGCAACAUCUCUGCCAAAUAUGCCACAUGUUAAAUGUUUUCACUUAGCAAUGUUUGUGACGCCUCUUCAUGUUUGAACCAUUUGUCUUGCAUGCUAUAGAGUAGCUGGUGGGUGCGAAGAGCGUGUAAGACACUUUAUUCUGAAGUAAGAUACACUCAUCUGUUCCAUUUCUGUACUACAGGUUUGUUUUAAAUCUUCUGCACUUAAAUGAAUGGGCACCUCGACCUCCUUAAAUUUGUUUUUCUUCAAGUGAUUAAGGCUGCAAUCCUAAACCUGCUUGAAGAGUAAACGUACAGUUUCCUACAUUCAACAGCACUACACUGGCUUAUAAAGUUGUUGAGGUUUAUAAAAACCGGUUAUUGGUUUAUAUUUGUGAUGAUUAGUCAAUAAUGUAUCAGUGUUGAAUAGCUCCACUCUACUCACACGGUGACUCUAGCACAGUUUGUGGAUCACUACAGCCAAGGAACGCUUUAGUAAAAACACGAAACAUUGUGUGUCUUGUAGCCAAGGAAAAAUAUGUAUGGAGAAUAAGUACAAAGUUAAAUGUGAGUCAACGGGUAUAAUUGGGUAUUGAAAACCUAACAUGUUUUCUACUUAGGGGUCUUUUGUGGGGUUUUUUAAACAAAUGCUUGUUUCCUUUUGUGUCACGAGAGGCUUCUUCCCGAAAUAAAGUGUUUCAAAAAAUCAUGUUUUUGAGUAGUGUUGAAUAAUCCCUGCAUUCAGUGAAAUUUGGUUGUGCCCAGUGCUUUUUUCCAGCUGAAUGUAGCACCUCUCAGGUGGGUGCCAUGGUCAUUCUAAGGGAAGGAGGGAGGUGUUCAUGGUGAGUUCUUUUUCUAGAAAAAUACCACUGGUUAUGCCCUCUAGUGUUCAGUGCCUUUCCUCUUCUACCUUUACACAUUCGGAAACUAGUAAAAGACACAAAUAUUUAGCCAACGUUCAACUCUUAAUGGCACCAUUGAGACUAUUAAAUAAUAAAAUAAUAAUCAGGAUAGCACUCAAGGGCCAGUUCACCUCUCACCAGCUUGUACCACAGUCAUGUUCUACAUUCAGCAUGCAGCUGACAUUGUAGUAUAAUAAUAAUAAUAAUAAUAAUAAUAAUAAUAAUAAUAAUAUUAUAUUUCCCCAGCCACUCUGGGCGGCUCCCAACAGAAUAUUAAAAACACGAUAAAACAUCAAUCAAAAAUACUUCCCUAAACAGAGCUGGGCUGGCUUCAGCUGUCUUCUAUAAGUCAGAUCGUUGUUUAUUUCCUUGACAUCUGAUGGGAGGGUGUUCCACAGGGCAGGUACCACUACCAAGAAGGCCUUCUGCCUGGUUCCCUGUAACUUCGUUUCUCGCAGUGAGGGAACCGCCAGAAGGCCCUCAAAGGAGGACCUCAGUGUCCGGGUAGAACGAUGGGGGGUGGAGAUGCCCCUUCAGUAUAAGCUCUCCCCAAGCAAUUGGGAUGAAUCCUCAGUAAGUAGGCUGUUGGGAACAGAUCUGUGAAAAAAACUCAUCCCAGCGACUUUGGCUGAGAAGAAUAAAGUCCCUAGUCCCACCCAUAGUUGUCAGCUUUCAGAUUUGAAAAUAAGGGACCAGCAGCCUCAAAAAUAAGGGAUCAGCAGCCUCACCUGUCCCGGGGACAGUCUACGGGAUAUCUAACAAUCCGUGAUAGCAGCGGGAAACGGCGCUGGAAUAAGGGAAUUUGCCGCAAAAAAAGGGAAGGUUGACAGCUAUGGUCCCACCCCUAAGACUUCUGUCGACUCUCAUUCCUCAGUUUUUUUAAAGCAGAGAUUGGCCGCCUGUCAUGGGUGCUUUAGUUGAGAUCCCCUGCAUUUCCAGGGUGUGUGUGGCUGGGGUUGCACUAGACAACCCUCGUUAUAGAUAACUCUUAACACAUUUAUUUGGAAAAAGACAGGUAGACAUAUUUAUGCUGUGUUGUGUUGGAUUGGUGUACUGUAAUGUUGGAUUUCCAACAUCAUAAAAUGCUUGUGUUUCUCCUCCCACACAUACAAGAACAUACAGUUGAAUAUAAUACGUUGCAUAAAUUUUAAAUUUCGCCUUAUGAAAAGAAUGGCAAACUGCCACAUGCAGCGCCUUACUUGGAUGUGUCUGGAGUCUUGGAAGCUUGACUACCCUACGUUCUCCUACAAAUGGACCUUGAGCUUGUUUGGAGGUUCUAGCAGGGGAGCGCAGCUAUCGUAUACCCUUGACCGAAGAACGGUACACUCCUUCUAUCUGGGAUGGUCGUCCUCUUCCACCGAGCGCGCAGCUUCGGGAGGGACGCACAUGGAGCGGUGAGGGAGGAAGGGGACACCCGCCUAGCCAGCCAGAUCAGCCGAAUCAACCCUGGCGAUCAAUGGGGUGACAGAUGUCGCAGCCAGAUCGCCCUCACAUCCAGAGAGGAAAGAGACCUAAUGUCUAUAUAUACCUCUCGGGAGCCUGUUGCUCUAAAGUCAUAGUGACUCUGAUCAGCUUGACUCGCUGUGCAAAAGUGAAAUUCUUACUCGAACGCUGAAAGAGAACAUUAAAGAGCGUUCUGCAAAAUCGGGUUGGUUUUAUUUAUUAUUCCGAUUAUUUUGGCCCUCGCCCUCCUUCCCAGGUUGCACUGAGCCACAUGCAAAUUAAAUAUCUUGCUACUGGCUGGGCCCUCUCGUCUUGCCCACGCCCCCUUGCCUGCCGUGCACAAAACGGCGAGGGAGGCGUUGCCUGCUCCUGGACUGCGAGCGCCUUCAGCAUUUGCAGCUACCGCCGAAGGUAGGGUUCCUUGUUCGCAGUUGCAGCAGCCAUGCACGUGUGCAGGAGUGCAUCGUGUGAAGAGCUGCAAGGGGGGUUGGCACGGGACGAGAGGCGCAAAAAAGUUGCCCGUCGAUGAUGAUCGUGAUGGAGAGUGGUUAGCAGCAGUAGCUCCACCAGGCCUGUUGCACCCAUCCAUCGGGUUGCCUUUGAAAGGCACCGUGAACGUAGGAAGGGGAGCUAAGCUGCAGUUUGCCCCAGCGCUGCUUUGGCUUUGCGCAUUUGCUUUGCUACGUUGCGGGUUUGGAACGUGGAGAGCCAUUCCUGGGCUGGGCUGGAACUGGGUGGGAACUGAGCGUUCGAAGUUCGAAGCCUUUGAUGUGCCCAGAUCAAAGCUCUCCGCUGGAAGUGGGUUGCUAACAUGGGUUGGUUACUGAGACUUCGCGAUCCAGUUCUAAAGCAGCAGGGGGGGGGGGCUGCAUGCCGCAGCCCCAAGUCAGAGGGGCAGUGAAUGCACUUUUAUUUCCCUCCUGCUUUCAGCUGCCCAUGAGUGGGAGGCUCUGUAAAAGAUCCAGAGGGCUUCUCACCUGUAUGGGGCGCCUGCAAUGGGGGUAGCCAACGUGCCGCCCUCCAGGUGUCGCUGGACCACAAGGAAAGGUUUAUUAGACUAAAAACCGCUAUUUGUGUUUGUAAAAUAAAUAAAUGUGCAAUUUGCUUUGACCAACUUGCAACUUGCAAACCAAGCACGGAGCGGGGAUGGCAGGGUGCAUGCCUGUUGCAUCAUUCUCAAGCUGCCCUCGCACAUGAGAAGGGCGCAACAGGGCAGGGGACAAAGCUGGGAUCGCAGGGUGCCGUGAGGAUUGUGCCCUUCCAAAAAAAAACCUGCCCAGGGCAAGAUCUGGGCACAAGAUUCCUGCAUUUGCAAGGGGUUGAACUAGAUGACCCUUGUGGUCCCUUCCAAUUCUACAAUUUGAUGAUUCGAUUAUUCCUGUAGGGGCGACACAAUUCCCUCUAGUUCAACAGAUUUUCCCAACCCUCCAUACUUGAAUCAGUAAGUUUCAGCAUGUUAGCUCGCUUCCACCCAUCUCCCGUCAGGACUUCAACUGCAUCCCAGGGUUUUCUACAUGGUGGAAAGGAGCUGCGUUUCCUACAGAUAACCCAUCUGCUCUGGAUGAUAUCUCCCAUGGAUGCUGAAAAGCAUGGGAGGCAAAAUGGAGCUUUGAAGAACUCCAGGGGGUAGCUCAAAAGUCCCCUGGAACAGGAGAGAGCCCUUUUAGAAAAAUUAGAGUUGUUUGAGGACAAAGCAAAGGAGACAAAUUAUCUUUGAUUUUAUUAUGUAUGUAAAAAAUGCUGUACACCAUCUAACUCUUCCUCCAGCAUUUGAAUGGAUCAAGUAGAUUCAAUGAAUUGGAGUGCUAGUAGCAGCAUAUCUGUGUCUUCUCUUUAUCGCCCCUUCUUUCUGAUACUAGAUCCCCAUCUAUAACAUUCUAUUGGUGCCCUGUCUUCUGUUUGCUGGUGGUUCUAGCAGUCUGACAUUUAUCUCUUCCUUAACAUUUCACACGGGGUGUAAGUUGACUUGACUUUAUUGUGUAUUGUUUUGGAUGUCCUUUGUAUCUAACUACAAUUUUUUAAAAUUUUUUUUAAAUAGUCCCCCAGCACUACUUUUUAGAACUGCCCCCUCUUCUGAACAAAGGACUGGCACCCCCAUAGCACCAGCCCUCCAAGUCCCAUCUCAGGGACAGCCCAUAAUAAUACCAUGGUCAGUAGUAUUGAAAGCCGCUGAGAAGUCCAGGAGAACAAAAAGGGAGAACUUUGCCUCCCAAAUUGCACUUCUCAGAGUCAGUUAUCUGCUAGAAUGACUUCACACCAAAAGAAUUUGGUUCAAUUAAAAAAAUACCACUGCUUAUCAUUUUGUUUCUCCUUGUCUUUUCUGACAACCAUGAUGCCAAACUAAUGAUAUUCAGGGAGCAGUAAAUAUUGCCAAAUGUGGGGGCUUAGUUAACCUUCAAACACUUGCUUGUUUCUAUUGUUGGCUUUCGAAACCAUGUUUUUGUGUGUGUGAGAGAGGAGGAGCCAACAUGGCGCCGAGGUAAGACGCGCUUACCGGUGCUCUUCGGACUUCUUUUAAUCUUUUUUAAUCUUUUAUACUUUUAUCUCAACUGACUCAGUCAGUUUUUGAAGUAUUUUAUAAUUGCUGCAGCCGCAUACCUUGGAAACUCUUUGAGAGAUUUGGCCCUGCUCCAGACUGCUGCAAGCCGCUCUUUGUUUCUCUCAUAUCAGCGGGCUGGCUUUAGCUGCUAAAGGAGUUGAGAACGCCAUUAUCUUAAUUGCGUGUUAAGUGUUAUGUUAUUUUAAGAAUCGUAUAAUCUCUGGCCUGAGGAAAGCAUGGGUCAGAAAAACGCUUGAGAGACUUUGACGAGCCCCUAUCAUCCCCUAAACCAAAACUAUCAAGGUUGGUGCCACACCGGAAUGGAGGAGGGAGUGACCAUGCCGAGCAAUGCUUUGCAGUGGAAACCCAAAAUCGCUUCCAACCUCUAAUUGAUUUAGAAGCUACUCCGAUUCCGAUGACUCAAAAUGUUUCAAAUGUAAAGCCUGUAAAGGAGAAUACGAAAGAAAAACUCUCAUCGCAGGAAGAUGGUUUGGCAUCUGUUAUGGGGAGUUCCCCAGUUGUGAGCAGUUACACUUAGUAAUUAAGACCCUUCACUGUAUUUUUAAAAGGCUGGACGAGGUAUCUUCACAAUUAUCCAAUAUCCUGCUGAAAAUCGGAAAACUUGAAUCAACAACACAAUCCUCAGUUUGUGAGGUCAAAAACUUAUUGCCUCACCCCCAUUCAGAUAAAAUACUGGAGACUAAAACUAAAUAUGUCUUAAAUUCCCAAUUGAACAAUCAGAUAUUAACUUUGCAACCCAAGAAAAGUUGCCUUUCUGUCAGGUCGGAAAUAGGAAGAUGGUCAACGCUAGAAGGAGCUAAAGACUGCUUAAGCAAACUUUUAAAAAUUAAGAAAUAUCAGAUUGACCUAUAUGCUGUAAUGCCCCUUCCCCGGCAGACCAACUUCUUGAAGGUGAUACUUGCGUUCCACUCUGAAAAGAUACCAUCUAUUAUUGUUAGGAGGAAAACGCUUUUGUCCAUGGCCGACAUUGUAGCAACGAGGGUUUUUACAGACAGCAAGAUCAAACCCCUUCUAAAUAGGUGCCCUGGCGGUGAGGACAUUAGGACAAGAGACUCUGCCUUACCUCAAAAUACUGUCAGGCCCAAUCGCGAUGACUCUGCAGCGUGCCAUCCGCGACCAAACUCGAUACCCUCUCAAACUGCUAUAUAUGAGGAUGAUAAUCUGCAGACUGCCCUCGACGAAAGGGAACUUAUUGAUUCAUUCAGAGCCCUUCCUCCGAAAGAACAGUCGGUGAUGAUGCAAAGAUUUGACACGCUUAAAUCUCAGCUUUUGCAAGUCCAACAUAGAGGGGAAGAUACUAACGAUGUCUCAAAUAAUCCCACUUGGGCCCACCGGACAGAAGUGGUUGACCUUCUUCAGCUCAGUCCCACUCUGAAUUCAAAAACCAUCCGACAAGACUCAAAUCUUCAAGUUGCUUCUGCAGCGUGCGCUACAUCACGAGACGACCAGGCUCUGCCAUCCUCACUGAACCUUCAUCUAUAUUCAUCAACCAACAUAUCUAAGGACGAAAUUCUGAUUUCCCUGCUUGACUCAAAUCCCUCUUUAACUCACUCAUCUAUGCCAGAGCUAGAAUCUUCUCCGGUUUCGUCCAGAUAUAGAAGUAGUCCACAAGUGAUGCCCCUGAGAGAGUCUUCCGCAAUUUCCACCUCCGUGAUGCCCCCUCAAUUACCUCCUUCAAAGGAAACUGCGAAUGUUACACCUCGGGACCCGCCGUCAGAAAUGAUUGAAGACCCGAUGGGACGCAUCAAUAAAAUAAUCCGAAUGUCGGAUGACAAAUCUGCGAGAGGGUUUACCCCGACGGACUCAAUUUCCCCUACCUGGGUAUUUCUCUGUCAAGUUGUACCAAGAAUUUCGAAAUGAAGAGACUUCCUGUUCAGAGACCUACUUUCAGUGGAUCAUCCACGGUGUGCCAACAGUCGAACCAAAUUGUUAAAAACUUUAAUUUGCAGGGCGCCUCACAGUUACCAUCCUCCCAAAGUAAAAUAACUGACUUUUUUGUUACAUCUUCUGUCUCUAACAGAGAGUCUGCCCCCCCUCCAUUUUGACUGUUAAAAGAACAACAUAGAAGUCCCCAGCUAGCAGUCCUAAGUUGGAACAUUGCUGGCUGGAAAAGGAAAAGAUUAGAUCCCGAAUUUCUGUCCUAUAUAAACUCUUUCCAGAUAAUCCUUUUGCAAGAAACAUGGGAAGAAGAUAAAAUAGAUAUAAAUGGCUUUGAACUGAUAUCACUUCCAGCUAUCCCCUCCCAGAAAGGUGGCCGGUCCAGAGGCGGUCUUGCAAUCGCCAUAUCGCUUAAAAUGAGAGCUAAACUCUCGCUAGUUCAUACCUUUCCUCCUUUUGCUUUUACUGGUCUGAUUUCAAGUGAAAAAUUCUCACUAUUAAUCACCAAUGUUUAUCUUCCUCCAGGUGGUCUGAUAUCAGACCUUCAUUAUAGAUGGGAUUCUCUGGAAGAUCAUUUAUUGGCAUGCUAUGUUAAGUACCCUAAUAUUCCAUCGAUAAUGGGUGGUGACUUCAAUGCACGUACAGCUGCCAACUGGAAUGGGAUAAUUAAGGCCAAGUGGUGGGUAUCUCCCCCCUACCCAAAAUCUGAUUUAAUCUCUUUCACAUCAAGAAGAUCUAAGGACAACAGAGUGAAUGAGGCGGGAGUCCUUCUUUAUCAAUUGGCCAUUCGUAUGAAUUUGAACAUUCUAAAUGGCAACUGCCCUCCGGACGUGCCAGGUGAAUUCACUCAUUUGGGCACAAAAUCAAAUAGUGUCCUAGAUUAUCUUCUAGUCUCAGAAGACCUAUUUUCAAAUUUCUUUUAUCUCAAAGUAGAUAAUGUACAAUCCAGUGAUCACCUACCUCUAGCGGCCAAGCUAACGCUUGACUGGCACCCGGUUAGCGGAACACACCCAAUUCAUGUAGGUUUAAAUGCCACAGCUCAAGUAAGAGGCAUUAAAUGGUCCAUGAAACAGGCCCAAAAUAUGCAGAAUUCUUCCAGAGGAAUAGCUCCGAAUCCCUUAUUGUUUCAUUGGCGGAGCUGUCUGAACCAAAUAGGAUACUGGAGUGGUUCUCCCACUUCUCUGCAGAUUUAACUAGUUUCUUUACGAUGCCGGCUCACCUCGCUAACCGUGAUCAACCCAGGUUCGGUGCACCUUGGUUUGAUGCCAAAUGUAAGCAAGCUAGACUCUCUCUCUGUUGUAUCUACAACAGAUAUAAAGCCUCUGGAGCUGAAACUCUCCCCCCAGAGUACUUGCAGGCCAAAAUUGCUUACAAACAGGCUCAGAAGUCAGCCAAGCACGAGUGGCAGCUAAGACGUUGGCAAGCGCUGAUUGCUGCCUCUAAGCUUCGCAGCUCUCGCGGUUUUUGGAAUUUAAUCAACAAAAGAUCGAGGAAAUACCCAUUGACGGUUAUCCCAGCCCCGACAUGGGAACAAUUUCUAAGAAAAUAUUUCUCCCAGACAGACAUCUCUAACAUCCAAUCUGAUACUCUCUCAAGUCACUUGCCCAUAUGGCCAGAUACUGACCCGGAGGAAAUAGUAGAUUUAAUUGCCAAACUGAAAACUGAUAAAGCCCCAGGGCCCGAUCUGAUCCCGGCGGAAGCUAUUAAACAACAUCCAAUAUGGUGGGCUAAAAUUCUUGCAAAAAUCUUUGAUGCAAUCAAUGCCACGGGCCAGAUACCUACAUCAUGGAAGGAGUCCAUCAUAAUUCCUAUAUAUAACACAGGACCACCAGAGGACCCAGGAAACUAUCGUAAUAUCAGUUUAUUAUCAAUCAUCGGAAAAAUCUACACUCGCUUCUUGCUAACCAGACUAACCCAAUGGGCCGAAGAUUCCAAUCUGAUAGGCCAUGAACAGGUCGGGUUUAGACCAAAUCGCGCUUCUAUUGACCAUGCUAUAAUUCUAUAUCAUUUGGCGCGGAAAUAUUCUUCCCCUACUCAUGGUCUUCUAUGUGCCGCUUUUAUAGACCUGAAGGCGGCUUUUGACAGUAUCUCUAGAGAGCUGUUAUGGGAAAAACUGGCAAAGUGGGGCAUAGAAAAAAGGCUGUUGUGGCUAUUGAUUAAAUUACAUGAAGGGACGGCUGCUAGGGUGAGGUUAACACCUGAGGGCGAUCUAACAAACUCAGUUCCAAUAAACAAGGGGGUACGACAAGGGUGUAUCCUUGCCCCCUAUCUUUUAACCUCUAUAUUAGUGACAUGAGGACGCCCCUAGCUGAGGCCCAAACCUCCAUUCAUGCACCCAGGCUUGCAGACUAUCGCUGCCCCUUAUUAUUGUACGCUGACGAUGCGGUGAUCCUCUCUUAUUCUCGAAUCGGUUUGAGGAGGGCCCUUAAGAUUUUUGCAUCAUAUUGCCAAACAAAUUUACUCACUAUUAACCAUUCCAAAUCUAAAGUCCUAAUUUUUUCCAGGAGUCGUAAACUGUAUAGAUGGGAACUUGAGGGGAAGCCAAUUGAACAAGUUUACAAAUUUCAAUAUCUAGGAAUUUACUUCCAGUAUAAUAUGGGAUGGAAAGCGCAUAUCACAUAUUUACAAAACAAGGUGAAAGCCCUUAUCUACGCUAUACUACGCUUCUUCUUUACUGAGGGGGCUAUGCAUGUUCCAUCCGCCUUAAAAGUUUAUAGUGCAAAAGUGGUUGCAACUAUGGCCUAUGCGGUCCCUUUAUGGGGCGUCUUUGUAAACCUCUUGCCUCUGGUGACAUUGCAAAAUCUUUUUCUAAGACGCCUUUUGAAACUACCCUCCUGUGUAAGCAACUCUGCCAUUCGCUUAGAACUUAAGACCCCCUCCCUUGAGAUUCUGAUGUGGAGACAUGCCUUUAAUUAUUGGCUGUCCCUUUGGCAUAAAUUGCCAAACUACCAUCUUAUUCAGUGCCUUUGGAGAGAUGAAUUCACCAGCCCAUGGGCAACAAAAAUCCAUUCCAAACUGUUGUCUUAUGGAAUCUCUCCCUCCGAUAUACUUAAUUUAGAUCUAAUUACAGCUAAAAAGGUCAUCAAACAAAGAUUGGAGGAUGUAGAUUUACAACAAAAUCUUACCACAGGUGGAGGUACAUGUUCCCCGAUAUAUCAGGGCAUUACAUCUAUGUCCCAGAUACCUCGAUAUCUGUCUACUUUAUCGGCUGCGUCGCAUAGAUUCGCAUUUGUUAGAGCCAGAUUUAAUGUGUUCCCCUCAAAUGUGCUGAGCAAUAGAUUUUCUAACGGUAAAAUCUCUGUUUUGUGCGCAUGUGACAACAAAUCGAUAGAAUCCCUUUAUCAUAUCUUGUUUAAUUGCCCCUUAUACAAUGUUCCCCGAUCAAGGAUCCUGAGUUCAAUCAUCCUGGAAAUUGCUGCUAAACCACCUGAAUUACAUCUAGCUUAUCUACUCCAGGACAUUGACUCUUAUAGAACUUUACAGGUUGCUAGAUUCCUGAUCUCAGUUCUGUCUUAUAAAAGACUUCAGGGAAUGCUGCAUGACUAUUAAAAAUUCAGUAAACUCUAUGCACCAUCUUUAUCUUCAAGGCCAUAACACGGUACAGUUAGAGAUUAUGCGUUGAAAUAUUUUAGUUGAUAUUUUAGAUUGUAAAAUGCUAUUGAUUUUAUCUAUUGAUUUUUAUCUAUUGAUUUGUUUUACCUUGUGGGCUUAUAGCCGAAUAAAGUAUUAUCUAUCUGUGUGUGUGAAAACCCACUUGAGAUUUUUAUAUUCGAAGAACAAUCUGUUCCUUUGCUUUUAUGCAUCUACCAGGUGGGUGAGUUCAGUUUGUUCAGUCUGACCCUUCUAAAAAAAACCCCAGAAUUUGAACUGAGAAUGGGGAAAUAAGAGUACAAUCAGUGGUACUGAUUUUAUGUCCCAUAUUUGUUGGCAAGGUGUCUAAGGCAUGCUGUCUAAGAUAUCUAGGGAAGGGUAAUAUUUUUUCCACUGGUGCUUUCCACAAAACUGGUAUAAUAUGAACUUUAGUAAAGUGGAUUUGUUUUGUUUCAUCACUGGAUACUUUGUUUAGCAAUCAUCUUAAUUUCAGUGUUUCAUUUCUCCCUCCCUCCUUGUCGCCCAUUCUUCCAACCUUUCUGUGAAAGUUUCUCUCUCCAAUUGACACUCAUUUCCCCCCCCUAAUUCAUCUGUGUCACUGAACAUUUAUUCCUAAAAGUCAGAUGAAAGUGGCAAGACUUCAGCUCCAUGUCUGUGCACAAGUGCAAGGUUUUUCUACACAACAAUGGUCAGUGUGGGAGAAUCCUUAUAUGUACUGUAGCUUGGUGGGAGGGGGGGAUUAACCCUUUGCCUGAUCAGAUGCCCCAUGUCACCAGGUGGCAUAGGAGACAAACCUUCAAUCAAAGCAAAUGUGAGGUUUUUUCCUUCACUAUUCACAUUUCUGGUGUGUGGCAUUGAGACAGGGACCCUAGUGGUUAAAGCCCACUAACUCUUUACCAUGGUCCCGAUCCAGAUUUGGUGAGUCUGCACUGGCAAUUUGUGUAAGUAAUAAGCUGCACUUAAGAGCACACACCUAGUUAAUGUAUCUUCUAGUAUGGCCCUAAGUCACAACCAGCAUUCCAGGUGGUAUGAUCCUGAAACCCCAUAGGAGCAGCCUUGGUGGAUCCUACUCAAUGCCAUUCUAGCCCAGCAUCCUCUUUCUGACAGUGGCCAAUCAGAAGCCUCCAGGAAUCCCACAAGGCAAUAAUCACGUUCUGUUCUUGCCCCUUGGCAACUGAUGUUCGGAUAAAUACUGGCACACAACAUGGCAGUUCUUUACCUUUCAGGGCUAAAAACUUUUAACAGACCUAUUCCUAUUAUUUGUUUGUUACAAGGCAGUGUAUGUGAUCAUCCCACCACAUUAUAUCCUUACAACAACCCUUGAAGGUGGAGAGGGAGUGACCUACCCUAGGUAGUGGGAGAUUUAACUCUCUGAUCCUAGUCCAACGCUCACUAGACUAGCUCUAAUCCCCUAUAAAGCUGUGUAGGCAAGACUUCCUUUUGUCUGACUUGAAUCUGCAAGAAUUAAUUCCACCUACUUCAUUCAUGUAUAACUUUUGCAUGAAGAACUCCCAUCUUAUUCUGAAGCAGACCAGUUGUCUAAGUAAGAGGAUCCUGUACAGAUCAUGCUUUGAUUUUCUGGUACAAGGUGUGCUUUUUGUGCAUAAGGAAAGGGUUGAUACAUAUUGUCCAUCUCUGGUUCAUUCUGCUCUUUGCUGCCCACCUGCCUGCCUCUGCCUCCAGUUCCCUCCUCCUCAUUUGUCAUCAUACUGUAGUUUGCAGUGCCACCUGAACUGCAGCAUGACAACAUCCUUAGGGUAUUAUUAUACGUAUGUCCUUUCUCUUUGUUGUUUGGACUGAUAUAUCUUUUCCUUCUCACACCUCUCUAUUGGACCUCAGAAUAAGGUAUUCCUUUUGAAUGAUCCUCUGAGAGAAGAAAGGAGCAAACAUGGCUGCCUUCUCCUCCUCUAGACUAGUUAGGCUAGAAACAUUUUCUAUCCAAGGCAUUUAUUUCCUACAAUAAACAACUUUCUUAUUUUCUUACCUACAAUCAUCCGUGUUGUGUCUGUGCGAUUGCAGCAGCCAGGUGUACUAUUUAACUCAAAUGCAAUAGUAGUAGUAAUAGUACUACUACUACUAGUAAUAGUAGUAGUAAUACUCUGCAUCAUAAGGGGCUUCAAUGGAUAAUUGGUCCAGCUACCCCACUACAAAUAGCCGUUGUUUUGUUUUCCUGUUCUAAUGGUGCUGUAAUGUGAAGAACUUGCUCUUAUUCCAGGUUUUCUCAAUUCACCAUCUUCAUAUUAGAAGUGGGAUCUGAAAUAAUUUCCCCAGUGCUCAGUGUGAGCCUACAAAAUAGAAUACAGUGGUACCUCGGUUUACGAACUUAAUCUGUUCCGGAAGUCCGUUCUUGAACUGAAACUGUUCUUAAACCAAGGCACGCUUUCCUUAAUGAGGCCUCCCGCUGCCAGUGCCCUUCCACCGUUCGGGUUCUGUUCUUAGACUGAGGUAAAGUUCACAAACCGGGACACUACUUCCGGUUUUGCGGAGUUCAUAAACUGAAUCGUUCGUAAACAGGACUGUUCUUAAACCGAGUUACCACUGUAGAUUGAAUUUGCAAGCGGCAGUUGGCUAGCCUUCACCCACAUUCUUGGAUCAUCAAUGAGCAGCUGAAAUCUGGGUGGUUUUGUUUUCUUUCUGUCUUUUUAUUUAUGUCUCUUAGCCGAAUAAGUAGCUGUUCUCUCCACUGAUGCAGCUGUCUUCCACAGUUUUUCAGCCGUUGCUUCCCCCCUCCUUAUUAAGGGACGCAGCAACACUGAGAACUGUGGGCUAUUGUUUACGUGCCAACACAUAAUUUUCCCAGGAUCCUUUCUGCUGAAGACUAGAGAAAGUAACAGACUGGGUUCUUUUCCUACUUCCAAAAAUGUAACUAGUUUGACUUGAAUGGAUUGCUAAUUGUGCACUCUUCCUGCCUUGUGGGUUGCAGAAUAGAAUAGCUUUCUUUUUGAGUUCUUCUAGUAACCUGUUCAGGCUUGAUAGCUGUUUCCUUUCCUUUCCUUUAUUUCUUUUUAAAGUUUUUCACAAUACAAUAGAAGACAAGCUAACCUACACAAUAAAAGGGGCAAAAUAAGAGAAACGAAAAGAGAUAGAAGAAUACAAGAUCUAUUCACACAAGUGUAUCUUAACUUUUGUCCCCUACUAGUGCAGGGAGGUAACCUGGCCAUUGGACUGACAUACGUAAUAUUUGUUCCAAUUGGGACCAUUGGAAAGGGUUUUUCUUAAGGAGGGUGGUGGGGUGCCCUGCCCACCUUCUGCCUUGCCAGUGCAAGUCCAGAAAAGCUCUGAAUUUGGUGGUCCAUCCGCCCUUAGCGUUAAUCUGCUUCUGCAUCCACUUUUCCUUUUGCACAAAGGGAUGCAACAACAACAACAACAACGCUCUUUGGGCAGUUUUUAUUAACAUGCCAGGGAAACAAGUGGAAAGUACUCUGUAUGUUAGCAAUGUAUCAAUAAGCAAACUAUAACAAACUGCAUUUGCUGAACGAUGGCCUUUUGUACUAUAUCUCGAUGUGCCAAGAGACCUUAUGACCUCUCUCUGUUGCUUAACGAAUGAUGAUUAGUUUCAGAUCUUUAUUUGGUGAAAUGUGUUUGCUCAAGCAAGUUGGCUGUGCACCAAGAAUGAUGCCUUUGUGUUUCUUUUCAUCAGGCAAUCAAGAAGCUGAAAUCAUGUCUGGAAAGCCCAAACUGUACUACUUUGAUGGAAGAGGCGCGAUGGAGUCAAUACGAUGGCUGUUAGCAGCAGCUGGGGUGGAGGUUUGUGUUUCCUUGUCUGCCAGCUUCUGUACAAAGAUGUUAUCAUAGUUAUGGGUUAUGCCUUGUACAGUGUGGGAUGCAGUUAUUAGGGCACAUUACAUACUGUAGCCAAAAGAGAUGAGAAUCAGUGGGGUAUUCCUAUUUCUUACAGCACAAACAGAUUUUGUUUCUUGAUGUGUUGAAACUUUGAAGCAAGCAACUUUUUUUUUUGCCAUAUCUUGAUGGAAUAUAUGAUAAAGCCAUCAAGCCAGAUAAAGUUGUCCUGGGGUUGGAUAAGCCGCCCUUUAGCCUUGGGAAGGUCCCCCCUUCCAUUUAUUUUUGGAUAUCCCAUUCAUACCAUGGGAAUAUAUUUUGCCCCUUCCUUUCACCAGCACAGCAUACAGAAUUGUUGAGAAUGUAUGCAUGUACAACCUGCUACACUUAAAUUAUUUUCAUUAUUUGCUUAUUUUGCAACUGCACAUUCUGAAGCCACACAGUCAUUUAUAAUAAUAAUAAUUUAUUAUUUAUACCCUACCCAUCUGGCUGGGUCUCCCCAGCCACUCUGGGCAGCUUCCAACAAAAGUUUAAAAAUACAUUAAAAUAUCAGUCAUUAAAAACUUCCCUAAACAGAGCUGCCUUCAGAUGUCUUCUAUAAGUCAGAUAAUUAUUUAUUUCCUUGACAUCUGAUGGGAGGGCAUUCCACAGGGCGGGCGCCACUACCGAGAAGGCCCUCUGCCUGGUUCCCUGUAACCUCACUUGGAAGGAACUACCAGAAUGCCCUCGGAGCUGGACCUCAGUGUCUGGCCUGAACGAUGGGGGUGGAGAUGCUCCUUCAGGUCUACUGGGCCAAGGCCUUUAAAGGUCAGCACCAACACUUUGAAUUGUGCUUAGAAACGUACUGGGAGCCAAUGUAGGUCUUUCAAGACUGGUGUUAUGUGGUCUCGGCGGCUGCUCCCAGGGGAGAGGAAUUUAGAAUCAGUAUGUCAGUACAAUAUAGAAAAACGUUCUACUGUUAUGUACAAAUUGUUGGCAAGUCAUGAGAACUAGAAACAUGACUUUAAAAAUCUGGAGUGGUAUCCAACAAAAUGCUUCCUUUAGUCCCAGGACUAGUCUGUCGCCUCUCCUCAGUUGCCCCCUAAAUCUGUUAUGGGGGUUCCUCUAACCCUCUGGAGCAGAUUUGGGGGGGAGUGUGGUGUGAAAGGAGAGGAAGGGGAAGUUUCACUGUGCAAGUAGAAAUCUUUGCAUUAGCAGAAGCACUUAGCUGGUGUCUGCCUCAGAUUCCUCUGAAUUCUAUUGAAAGCUUAUGAACCACCCAAAAGAAACAAGGAGGAUUUGAUGUUUUAUGAAAAACUUUAAUUCUGGUUUUUAUUUUUUAUUACAAGCUGCUUUGAUGACCCUGUUAGGCCAGAAAGACAGGAUAUAUAUAUUUAAAAAUCAAGUAAGUAGUACUUUCUUAGAUGUGCCAACAUAAUAUGAAGAAAGUUUGCUUUUUGUCUUAGAGUGCUCCUAUUUUACUCAACUUUUAUCCAGCACAAAUCAGUAAUCCAAAACAGUUUAUCAGAAAUACCUAACUGCAGUACAAGGGGAGAGGAAUUAAAAAUAUGAUUUCAAUGCACUUAAACUUGGGCAACUGGACAUGUGUUUUCUCUGUGUAUCUGCUUGUGGUUUUUGCAUGUGUUUGGGUUUUUUUAGUCCUCGUGCUAUUGCAUUGUGUGAUUCAGUUGAAAUCCACUCGGUAUCACAGUGAUGUAGGAGGAAAGGAAAAUCUUAUCAGAAGUGAAGAAAGCAGCUGUUCCUUUCUUGCAUUUCACUGGUUUUGGAAACCUGAUUCAGUGCUGGAAAUGCCCACAUCUUGAUAAGAAACGGUUUGGUUAAGUUAUGAAAGGCUCAUUGCUUAGUUGUGACUUUUCAGAAGCAACAAACUCAAGGAGGGGGCUUGUUCUUGGAUGACGUUCAAUGAUGAGUGUGCUUCUCAAGCACUGCAACAAUUCAUUACACUUUUUCUUUUCCCCAUCUGGUAGUUUGAAGAGGAAUUUCUGGAGACCAGAGAGCAAUACGAGAAGCUGCUUCAAGGUAAUUCGGUGAUUUUGAAAAUAUUUGGCCAGGCAAGACAAACAAAGUACCAUACUUUUCCAUGUACAGUGGUACCUCAGGUUACAUACGCUUCAGGUUACAUACACUUCAGGUUACAGACUCCGCUAACCCAGAAAUAGUGCUUCAGGUUAAGAACUUUGCUUCAGGAUGAGAACAGAAAUCGUGCUCCAGCAGCGCAGCGGCAACAGGAGGCCCCAUUAGCUAAAGUGGUGCUUCAGGUUAAGAACAGUUUCAGGUUAAGUACGGACCUCCGGAACGAAUUAAGUACUUAACCUGAGGUACCACUGUAUAAGACUAGGUUUUUUUACUUUAAAAUUAUGUGAAAAACUGUGGGUCGUCUUAUACACGGGGCAAUCUCUCCCCUAUUUUCUUAAAAUAGGGGGCAUCUUAUGCAUGGGGGUGUCUUAUACAUGGAAAACUACAGUAUCUUCUUGGAUAGGAGCCAAGGAAAGGCAAAUACUUUUGAGUGCCAGAGAAGAAUUGUACUCUUGCAUUUCAAGUAAGCAACAUAGUCUAGUGGCAGAAGGGAGAGAUGUUGAUUUUAAUUGAUCUCCUCAUCCUCCAGCUCCAAUUCCUUUGCUAUUCAGAAAAGUUCAGUACAGUGGUACCUCGGGUUACAGACUCUUCAGGUUACAGACACUUCAGGUUACAGAUUCCAUUAAGCCAGAAAUAGUACCUCGGGUUAAGAACUUUGCUUCAGGAUGAGAACAGAAAUCGUGCAGCGGUGGCAGCAGGAGGCCCCAUUAGCUAAAGUGGUAUCUCAGGUUAAGAACAGUUUCAGGUUAAGAAUGGACCUCCAGAACGAAUUAAGUUCUUAACCCGAGGUACCACUAUAUUGGAAGUUAUGAAUGCAUGAAGGCACACCUAGCCACAGAGGACACUGCCCCCAUUUUCUUAAUUUGGAAUCCCCCCCAAAUAGGUGUCGUGUUAUACACGGGGGCGUGUUAGACACGGAAAAAUACGGUAGUUCUCUUGAAACCUGUUUUUAAUGGUCACUGUUUCCAUGACUUGAAAACAAAGUUCCUAGCUGACUGCAAGGUUGCAAGAUAGUUUUUUUGUGUGUUCUUUGGCCAGCCCGUGUAGAAUAAUAGUCGCCACCAAUUGCUCCACCAUUUCCUCAUUUGGUCUCUGCAGUCCUUCUGAGCACCAAUACAAUACCGUGGAAUUGUACUGACUUUCAUUUCUAGAAGAAACAUUUUGACCUUUCGCUGUUUUUCUUUUUUUUUAUCCUCUCAAAAGAUGGAUUCCUCCUCUUUCAGCAAGUGCCCUUGGUGGAAAUGGAUGGGAUGAAGAUGGUUCAGACGCGAGCUAUCCUCAGCUACAUUGCUGCAAAGCACAACCUCUACGGGAAGGACCUGAAGGAGAGAGCACUGUACAGUACCAGAAACAUUUAGCUAGCUUUAAGUUAUAUUUCGGGUCCUGUAUUUCACUCUUGUUUCUGGCUUCUGAGACCUACUACAUCCUGGGGCCGUUCAGAUAGUGUGGACUACAAAUCCCAUCAGCCCCUGCUCAGAGUUGCCUGUGAAGGGGGAUUGACAGUGAAACCAACUCUGAGAAUUGUAGCUCUGUGAGGGCAAUUGGCAGAGGGCCUUUUUGGUGGUGGUGCCUGCCCUGUGGAACGCCCUCCCAUCAGAUGUCAAGGAAAUAAACAACUAUCUGACUUUUAGAAGACAUCUGAAGGCAGUCCUAUUUAUGGAAGUUUUUGAUGUUUGCUUUUUUAUUCUGUUUUUAAUCUGUUGGCUGGGGAAACCCAGCCAGAUGGGCAGGGUAUUAUUAUUAUUAUUAUUAUUAUUAUUAAUAAUAAAUGUCUCUUAACAACUCUCUGUGCCCUUAACAAACUACAGCUCCCAGAAUUCUUUGGGGGGAAGCCAUGACUGUUUGAAGUGGCAUUGCAGGGUUUUAAAUGUAUGGUAGAAAUGUGGCCUGAAUCAAAGGGCUUGUCCUCCACAAUUUCACUUAUCCUGCCACUUUUCCCCAGGGAAACUGACUCUUUACUGCUGAAUCGGAGCAAACAUCAGUCAGAUUCUCUAUGGAAAAGAGUGAGUGAAAAGCAGAUUUUUCUAGAGAAAGUGGAGGAGCAAACUUUUACCUGUGCUUUCUAAGCAUGGGACAAGUGGGAAAGUAGUUGGUGAUGGAUGGUUCUUUAGCUAGUCUUCAUGAAAAGCAAAUGAUGGGAUGGGAAAAAAAUCAUAGCAUUUCUAUGUGGACUAGGAGUGGGCACUUUCUGCCUCAGUCGCCUGCAGACCCAAUUGUCCUCUCAUUCUGACCGUUUACAAAGUGGUGCCUUCCAGAUAUUUUGGGGGAACAACUCCCAUCAUCCCUGGCCUUUGGCUGUCUUAAUUGAGAGUUGGAGCCCAGCACAUCUGGAUAGCAUCAUGUUGCCACAUCCCUGGGUUGCAACAACAUGGAGAAAAUCCCCCAUCACCAAGCAGCUGGAAUUGCAAUGUCUUGUCUGCCUCGACACAGAGUAGUUGGUGGCCUCUUUUCUGCACAGCAGGAAAGAGCUGAAAUUCUGUUUUGUUUGUGCAUGUCGUAAACAAGAUGGGCGCCUUAACAGAUGUGUGAAUAUAUGUCUCUUUAGAAUUGACAUGUAUGCAGGAGGAACAACGGACCUAAUGGCCUUGAUUAUGAUGUACCCUUUCUUAACACCUGAGGACAAGGAGAAGCAACUGGCUACAAUCAUCAAAAAAGCAACACAAAGAUAUUUCCCUGUUUAUGAAAAGGUGCGUUUCAGUAACCCUGCUUUAUGAAACAGGCUUGUGAUCUGGGCCGCUUCACAAAUUUAAUGUGUAAAAUGUAACACAGGAAGAACAAAUGUGUGGUGUGGUUUUUUUUUAAAGGACAGGUAUAGUGAUGGAUGAGAAAGAUGCUUAUGUGUGCUUGGGAAGCUGUUCUUAGGCGUUGGGCUAACACUGGUGUCUUGCAGGUGCUGAAGGGCCAUGGAGAAGAUUUCCUUGUUGGCAACCAGUUCAGCUGGGCAGACGUCCAGCUCCUUGAAGCUAUUCUGAUGGUGGAGGAAAAAUCCUCCAGUGUUCUGGCCGACUUUCCUCACUUGCAGGUACGGCAAACAAACACGAUAUGAGCGGUGUUGGAAACCCAUAUCUAUAAGCUCGGCACCAAAUGGCUCCUUAAACCAAGGUUGCAGUUGCCAAAAUGGAAUGUCUGGUUGCCAUUUUGGGGCUCUAAAGUCUUAUUUUUCAAAUGAUGGACUGACUGUGAUUGGUUCUCAAUUAAGCAUCUGGCUAGCUCAAAUGAUAACCCUGACCUCGGUGAAGAGCUUUGAGAACUUAAAGAAGAAAAGUCACUUGAUUCAGGGACAGCCCACAUAUAUAUCAGCCUAUUCCGACCUCUUUUUCUUAAUGGUGACACAGCCAUUCAUAAUGUAGGGAUCUCCAUGUGAGCAGGGCAGUGGGGUGGGGUAAGUUCACUGCUCCUGCUCAGAAAAAGUGUUUUGGUUCCUGAGAUUCAUUCCAAUUGUGCAGAUAAACUAUAACUGAUAGAAUUCUACAAGAAAGGAUAUUAGUGCGUGAAAACAAUUGAUAUCCAGUGAUCCCCAGAUGGAGAUGUCAGGCACCAUCCUGGCACUUGGUUGCAAGUGGUUGAAAACCAGGUGCAAAAUGCGCCUGGCUCCUGGCUAAUUUCAAACACUGAAUAUGAGUUAUGUUGUUUCUUCCUUUUUAAAAAGAAUUCCUUUCCCAUCUGUUCCAGACCUGAAAGCAGAUGGGCUUCUGUAGAAACCCCUUCUAGAAAACUAAGUUAGACCUUAGGGUAAUGUGAUGAUGAUGAUGUACACUAGUUCUGUGUGAUGAGUGACUUAAUGUUGCCUCCCAUUACAGAAUUCUGAAUUGGCAAAAAUGCUUAGAUGCCCAUGAAGCCACUCUCCUUAAUUCAAACCAGAGUGAACAUGGGAAGCAUGUGCAUGUUAAAAAUUCAUAUUUUUUUUUAAAAAAGGCUGUUGACACAGCUGUAGCAAAGAGAGCUGUGGCACUCUAGAUCAUGGGUUGGGGGACAUGUGGCCUUGCAGAUAAUUCCACCUCCCAUCAGCCUCAGCCAGCACAAGGAUGAUGGGAGUUGUAGUCCGGUGACACCUGCAGCUCUAAAGGUUUUUAGCCUAUGCUCUAGAGCAGGCAUCCCCAACCUCCAGCCCUCCAGAUGUUUUGGACUACAAUUCCCAUCAUCCCUAACCACUCGUCCUGUUAGCUAGGGAUCAUGGGAGUUGUAGGCCAAAACAUCUGGAAGGCCUCAGGUUGGGGAUGCCUGCUCUAGAGAUUGAUUGGCUUGUUGGGCCAUCAGUUUUAAUAGACUCUACCAAAUAGAUUGAAGGUGAUGGGUGCAGCAUGCAAGUUUGUUAUUUUAGUGCCAUAGUUCAGGUUCUUUGAUUCUGAGUCUGCUUGCUCUUGUUUUUUUUCUUCCUUUCCACUUGUUUUCAGGCUUUUAAAGAAAGGAUCAGCAACAUCCCCACAAUUAAGAAUUUUUUGGAGCCAGGAAGCCAGAGGAAACCUGUGCCUGACGAGAGAUAUGUGGAGACCGUGAGAAGGGUCCUCCAGAUGUAUCACAAUUUGUCUGCAACUCCUUAGGCAGUAUUUCUGCUGAGCUCCAGAGAAUCACCAGUACUAAUACCUAAUAACAAUGGCUGUCAUAAAACUCAUGGCAUUGUGUUAGAGACUAGACUGCUAUAUGACACUUGAUAGCUGCUAAACAGAAUGGGGAUGUGCAUUCACUCAAUCCACACAGAAAAAACAAUAUGCCCACAUCUAAAACACAUUUAAAUUGCACAAUUUCAGCUAUAUGCAGGCAAGGUGGGGAUGCUCUCGUGAGAUUUGGCGGGAAGUUGGAUUGUCCUGCAGGAUCUUGUGAGAGCAGUCCUACCAGUCCCAGAGAUGGCACACCGAAAUGUGAGGUGCCAAGGUCCAACACUGGUCAUGGCUACCUGCAAAGAACCCUGGGAACUGUAGUUUGUUGAGGGUUCUGAGAGCUGUUAGGAGACUCCUAUUCUUCUCACAGAGCUACAACUCCCAGAACUCCUUGGGGAGAGGGAUUGGUUGUUACAAAGCACUCUGGGACAGACCAAAUACCCCGCUGAACAUUUGAGCCAGGCAGGAUUUCAAAUUCAGAGACAUUUUUUAAAGGCAAUGUUUCCCCCCCCCUCCUUGUCUCAAAAAUGGCGCCUUUGAUCUGUUUGAAUCCUGGCAGAUCUGAUGCCUUUGUGGAGUAGUACUAUAGCCUGUAAAUUCGAAGCCAUUUGGCUGCCCCACUCCAGGCUAAAAGCUGGAAGAAGACUGGCUGGUCUUCAUUGAAAAUUCAUGGAAGAUUAGUUAUCAGACUUGAGGAAUCUUCAGUAUCCCUGGAAUCUAGCAAACAGUUAAGUUAGAUGGCAAAAGACAGGGUGUGUCUCCUUCUGAACUGAAACCCAACAAACAAAUGAACGGAUUUUGAAUUAACUAAAUAUGAAAAGCUUCAAAAAAUAAAUUAUAUAAACACCUUUUUCAUUAAGAAAGCAAAACAAAACCAAAAUUUCUCCUGCACACCCCUACUACUUGUGUACUUGCUAGUAGUAGCAUACGUAGCAAAAGAAGAAUGCCAUAUACGAGGCCUUCUUUAUUAGCAGAUAUAUUGAUCAAUAUUCCUACUCUUUUUGGAAUGCAGCUUUCUUUAUUAAAUAUAUUUUGUGUAUCCUGUUUCACCGGGUGAAGCAAUAUUUUUAUUCAGCUGGACGGAUAUAAAAAACACUAUUAGAAGGGAGGCUCGGACAGUCCUUUUCUGCCUACCAGUGUGUUCUGCAAAUGGAAGGGGUUUGCUGCAGAGCUGGAAAAAAAUUCGAAAGAGAUUCCGUUUCAGUCUUUCUGCCUUUCAUUGCUGGUAUUUCUGAGCUCAGACGGCCAAGCUUAUGCAAAACGCAUGAAGACAUUCAAAGUGACACUUAUUUGCAAAUUCCUGUGAAAUCAAAAUACACUAAACCUUCAAUAUAUUUUAUCUAUCUCCUGCAACUUUUGCAUUCUGUUAUUAUACUAAGCUGACAUUGGAUUUGGUAUAUUCAAUUUAUGUAGUGUUUUUCUUCCUAUUGCUGCUACAAUCUGGAAAACUCUCUAAUAAACUACCUUGAUUCCUGAGUAAAGAAGCAUUUGCUUUUCCUUACUGUGUAAAUAUUGUGUGGAAGCUGUGCUUCUGGAUCAGUGCCAGAUUUACGUAUAAGCUAAACAAGCUAUAGCUUAGGGCCCCACUCUCUUGGGGGUCCCCAAAAAAUUUAAAGGGAGAACAAACUGGAUGUACAUUUUAUUGGCAAAACCUAUUGGUGUUUUGCAGCUUUCUGACUACUCUGCUAGGUCUGGCUAAGGUCUCACAACUAAACGCAGAGUUCACGAAAGCAAUUGGCAACUUGGCUGCAGACAGGCCGGACGAAGCAGGAACCAGGAACUUGUAGUUAGGUGUUUAUUAUAUACAGUGGACUAUUUACUGGAAUACGGAUCUUUAGCUAGCUCUCUCAUACAUGAAUCACAACUCUCAACCUCCAACUCCUACACUGACACAUUCCAGUUAGUAGGCCAUUAAUCAUUAUUUCCCUGAGAGAGCUUGACCAAUCAUGGAGCUGUUUCCAUGCCUCUGUAUCACCAGGCAGAUUGCACUCCUUUACAUUGCCUUGGCUGUCUCCCAAACCCUAACUGACUCUGUGUGAGUAGCUGCAUGUAUUCAGAUUCCCAACACAUUUCCAAAAUAUAAGAUAAAAAACAAAACCUACAUACAGCAACAGUGUUACUUAUGAUGUAAGUAAUGGGCCCCACCUGCUAGUCUGCUCCCUAAAAUAUCACUGGUUUGAUCAUUUCUAUAUAUAGUGGUACCUUGGUACUCUGUUCCAGAUUUCAGUUCAACAAUUACUUUGAAAAAAUACAUAUUUUGUUAUGUGCAAAUGGCUUGAUGCCUAUUAGAUCCAUAAAUUAUCAUAUAGCAUAUAUUCAACACAAAAGCAGCGACAAUUUGUUGUUCACAAAGGACAGCUGUACCCAUUACUUUCAGUAGCUUAGGGCCUCAUCAAACCCAAAUGGGGCCCUAUUCUGGAUCCUUUAUUGAUACUGCAAUUUUAUAUGUGUCUACCCACACAUAGGAUUGUGGUUGCUGUUGCUGCUUUCUCGCUUAAUAUAUUUAUAGAAACAGAAUUGUAGAGUUGGAAGGGACCCUGAGGAUCAUCUAGUCCAACCCCCUGCAAUGCAGGAAUAUGCAGCUGUCUCAUAUGGGGAUCGAACCGGCAACCAUAUGAUUCGCUAGCCCCAGCCUGACGUAGCUGAAAAAAGCCGCAGGCCACAAAAGGCAGUCUGGGGUAGCUUUUUCAGAACCUUCUUUCAGAUAACAUAUCAGUGGCUAUUUUUAGACUGAAUCUGAACCUCAGUUGGAUAAUGACUAAUAUUAGGGCUAUUACGUUACUGGCUAAGGUUACAGUUGGUGGACGAUAGGAGACUACCAAAAUGCUAUGUUUCAAAGGCUAUGGCUACAGCUGAUAGUAUAGUCUGCUAACUCAAAUUCCUGGUCAGUUCACAAUGCACAAAUUACUAAAUAAGUGUGGGUUUUCUGAAGACACCCUCUUUUGCUAAUAAGGCUGUUUUUUGGAAGCUACAUUUCUGAUAAGUUUUCCUAGGCGAAAGCUACCUGCCAGGUAGAGGAAAUGAAUCAAAUUCAAUUGCUUGCUGCCAGUGCCACCUGCUGGCUACUGCUUUGUUUUCUAAUCUUGCCAGUUAAAAGCAUCAACAGAACGAUUUUGUUGCACACGACUCCCAAAAAGUGAUUCUGGAUUAUGAUGAUUUAUUACCGUAAAUUUGUAUACCAUCCUUCAUCCAAAGAUCUUAGGGCGGUUCACAGCAUAACAGUGCAAAAGCAAAACAAAAUUAUGGGGCAUUAUAGGCAAUUAAAAGCUGGCACUCCUCAGAAUGGUGGGCUAGGAAGGGGAAGCAAGGGAGACAGAGUCUAGGUCAGGGGUCGGCAAACCUUUUCAGUAGGGGGCUGGUCCACUGUCCCUCAGAUCUUGUGGGGGGCCAGACUAUAUGGGGGAGGAAUGAACGAAUUCCUGUACCCCACAAAUAACCCAGAGAUGCAUUUUAAAUAAAAACACACAUUCUACUCAUGUAAAAACACCAGGCAGGCCCCACAAAUAAUCCAGAGAUGCAUUUUAAAUAAAAGGACACAUUCUACUCAUGUAAAAAUGCGUUGAUUCCUGGACUGUCCGCGGGCCGGAUUUAGAAGGCGAUUGGGCCGAAUCCGGCCCCCAGGCCUUAGUUUGCCUACCCAUGGUCUAGGUGUCAACAGUGGGGCCUGUCAGGACCUCCUUCUCUGGCCAAAGAUGUCGAUGAACAAAUUGACGAUAAUAUCCUGGUACAAGCUCUCAUGGGCCACAUCCAACUUUGACAGACAAGCUGACCCACAACAGCUUAUGCCACAGUAUUUAUUAACAAGGUUGUUGAUUUUUUGAAGAGUUGUUCAACUGGAUUUGCCAAAAAGGAUUCACAUGGCUAACUCUCUGGAAUUUAUCACACACUAACUUAUAUUUAAAUCUACGCAGAUCUGAAAGUUCCGAGUGUUUUCACACAUGACAUUAAAAACCAUCUUUGACCCCCUGUGCGCACGUUAGAGAGAAUAUCAUUAAUCCGGGGUAGAAAACAGACACUUUAGAACCGAGAUGUGACAAAGUAGCCAGUACUAGUGCAGGAAGGAACUGCAAAUCCUUGGUUGAGCUUGCGAACGUGGCUUUAGGUUCACUCAAACAGAGGCUGGAAUGUUAUCUUUAUUGUUUGAGUGGGAAAGUCACCUCUGAGGGAGGAGUUCCAGGAUUUAAUUGCUUUUAGGCAAAGCUUUUUGUGCCACAACAGGAAGACCCGCCUGACGCUCACACCAAAGGCUCCAAGGUUAGUUCCUGAUGCACAUCCAUGUCUUUAAUAAUGAAGUUAAGGCUAUACAAAGAAAGCAGGGACAGCAAUCAUAAAAAAUCUUGGCGUGGUUGCAUUUAAUCUAUGUGUUCUGAAGAACGGUUUAACAGGCAAAAAGGAAAUGCCUGUCUGUAUGAGUUUGCAUGCCACUUGCCUCAAGAGCAAGCAUUCAGCAAAUGAAGCAUUUGUGGUCAUUUCCUCCAUGUUUAGAGAAGGUUCACCUUCCACCUGUUGCCUUUUUCCUUGUCAGGCAACUGUCAGAGGCACAAGAACACUGGCAGAAAGCAUGGCAAAGGCAGAAGUUGUCUGCUUGCCAGCUAACUCAGAGUUUGGGUGGGGUUAAGACAUACAAUACUGCUCUUUUGCUUCCUGUAACAGAACCUUAAUUUUAAGCCAAUUUUAAGGCUUUGUAGCUUCCACAAUUGUUGAAUUUACAGCUGCAUAUUAAUUUGGCACCCGAGGUGAUAAAAAAAAAACAUGUCCCAUUGGAGAGAUCACAACUGAAUCAACCGGUAGAACAAGCUUCUAAGGAAGGUUAAUCUGUAUAUAUUUGUGUCUCCUGAUCUUUCAAAAGCAAUGUUAAAAAAGCUUGUUUCAUAAGGUAUUUGGCCACAGAGUGAUGCUUUUCUAGGAUUUGUGGUUUUACUGUCGUCAUGCUCUCAUUGGAGAGUUGGCAACCAGCUGGAUGCUGAAAGCUUUUGUUAUGUCGUGGAGCUUUUCAGUUUUAUUGUUGGUUCUGUGUAAUUUUGUAUCACUCAUAACAAGCUGCCCUGUGCGUGAAAAGGCAAGUGUGUUUCAAUACACACAUGAAUAAUAAAUAAAACCUAUCAAAGAAAACAAAGAUCUGCAUUUAGUUCCCAGACUUGAGAUGAAUAUUGUAAAAUGUACCUCCUGCAAAAUAUUGUUAUAAGCCACCCCAAUCCCUGCUAAGCUGUGCACAGGAUUCUAGGGGUCUUGGACCUCGAGCCAGGUCUGUGCUCCUUUGGAGAAUUCAAGACACGACGGAGGCUAUUGUAGCUUUAAGAAAUGGUAAAGUUAAAGGUAAAGGACCCCUGGACAGUUAAGUCCAGUCAAAUGGUGACUAUGGGGUUGCUGCGCUCAUCUCACUUUCAGACCGAGGGAGCCAGCGUUUGUCUGCAGACAGCUUUCCGGGUCAUGUGUCCAGCAUGACUAAACCGCUUCUGGUGCAACAGAACACUGUGACGGAAACCAGAGCGCACAGAAACACCGUUUACCUUCCCACCACAGCAGUACCUAUUUAUCUACUCACACUGUUGUGCUUUCAAACUGCUAGGCUGGCAGGAGCUGGGACAGAGCAACGGGAGCUCACCCCGUCGUGGGGAUUCGAACCGCUGACCUUCUGAUCAGCAAGCCCAAGAGGCUUAGUGGUUUAGACUACAGAGCCAGCACUGGAGUCCAAGGCAUCUCUCCCCCCGCCCCACCGCAAUUGUCUUCAGUCAGCCUGCUCAAGAUGGAUCUCUGUCUUUGUUCUUCUCCCCAGUACACCUUGCUAAAACACCCUUUUCCUGUCACCUUACACCCAGUUACCUGGUCCACCUUCCCAAUCCCUCCUGUUCACACCUCAGGGCAGGGGGGAAAGACAGUUCUCUUGCCUUGCCAGUGGUUUUCAAUGGUCCUCUGUUGUUUCUUAAUGGCCCUCGCUUGGCCAGGUCAUUUUUGCAUUGGCCCGCCCAGGAAUUCCUCUGCAGCUGGUAUAUUCCCUUCAUAUCCCAACUAAUAAAAAUCCUACCAUUUAUUAAUUUUCUUCCCCAAACCUAUACUGUUUGCAUGGCUUUCAACCUCCCCAUAAACACUUCCAUCUUUCCGCUCUUUCCUUCCAGAAUACCCAGCACCUGAAUACCAUGGCUGGGAAACCUAAGCUUUAUUAUUUCAAUGGAAGAGGGAGAAUGGAAUCCGUUCGCUGGCUGUUAGCUGCUGCAGGUGUUGAGGUCUGUGCCUUUGUUUUCUUCCGGAAGGAAAUCUGCAAAUGAGUUGCUUGUCUGAAGUCAUGCCAGGAUGACCAUGGGAACCAUUGCCACAAUUAGAGCAUCCUUAGGACCAUGUCAGCAGACAGGAGACUGGGUUUCUGAUCUAGAUGGUUUGGCAGGGCAGCCACAGGUACAUAACCCAUUAUUUCACAACGAUAGGAGUAAGUUCCUUGGCUGUCACCCAACAUCAUGGACACAUUUCCUUUCGAUGCAAUAUUUUUUGUUUUAAAAACCAAGGAAAGCAUAACCAAGGCAGCCACAAGGCUUCCUUUUUUUGCAGGAGGAUAUCACAUAUCCCACAAGCCACACUCCUGUCUGUAAUGUUGAAAUUCUCACUAAAGCUGUCUGGUUAUAGGGCCACUUGGAAAUCAGGAAAGAACUGUAUGCUGGGAUGCUGCCUCUGACUCCCUCACCUUACUCCCACAUUUUCCAGAUUACUAAAGGUAAAGGUACUCCUGACCAUUAGGUCCAGGCAUGGCCGACUCUGGGGUUGCGGCGCUCCUCUUGCUUUAUUGGCUGAGGCAGCCGGCGUACAGCUUCCAGGUCAUGUGGCCAGCAUGACAAAGCCGCUUCUGGUGAACCAGAGCAGAGCACGGAAACGCUGUUUACCUUCCUGCCAGAGCAGUACCAAUUUAUCUACUUGCACUUUGAUGUGCUUGUAGAUAACUGCUAGAUUGGCAGGAGCAGGGACUGAGCAAUGGGAGCUCACCCCGUCACAGGGAUUCGAACCGCGACCUUCUGAUCGGCAAGUCCUAGGCUCUGUGGUUUAACCCACAGCGCCACCCGCUUCCCUCUUUACCUUUACCUUUUCCAGGUUAAGCAGGCUGCAAACACUUUUUCUUUCUUCCUGGAAUACAAUAACAUGGAAAUGAGCUCUCAACAUGAUAGACCAGUGUGUGUUCUUGUUUGAAAUUACCGUAACAGAACCACUUAACAGAACAACAGCUGCCAUGCCGGGGACUAGGAAAAGAUUAAUCUAGCUUCUACAUGAAUUAAAGUCCUAUAUCAACCAAUUAUGUUUAUUCACUCAAUAUCCCUGAUCCAUAAUAAUCCAUUAAUGCUCUGUAUAGUCUCGUAACACAGCCAUGGCUGGUUUGUAUGUUGCUUAGCCUUUGGAUCUCUGUUUAAAUUUCAUUCUUUCUAUUCUCAGGUUAUAUAAACUGUCCACUUAGAUGGUCACUGAUGCACUAGGCUAUGACCCAUAAAAGCAUAAGCUGUAAUAAAUUUAUUGGUUAAUGUGCUACAGCACUCUUGGUUGAUUAUUUAACGAAAUAAAUGAAAUGUUAGUCCUCUCGCUUUUUCAGUUUGAAGAAGAGUUUUUGGAAACAAGAGAGCAGUAUGAAAAGUUAUUAAAAGGUAAGGCUACAGAUUUAAUAACUUCAUCCAGAUCCACAGCACUGUGUGUGUGUGUGUGUGUGUGUGCCAAGAAAUUCUGAUGCAAGUGUGUUUGGGCAGGGUGUGUGUGAACAAGAACUCAGCUACGUUGAUUCUGCUUCACCAUUGGAAAUGGUGCUACAAGCUUCUCUGCUCUCGCUAUGGAACGUGGGCAGAGGUUCAACCAAUGAAAUCCCCCCUUUUUUUCUUUAAAUGCUUCCUUUCCCAUUGUAGGAAGUUCACCAUUGUAGGAAGCCGUACAGGAACUUGUCAGGGCUGACAUGAUGAUUCUCUUUCAACAGAUGGAUUUCUGCUCUUUCAACAAGUCCCCAUGGUUGAAAUCGAUGGAAUGAAGCUAGUGCAGACUCGAGCCAUCCUCUAUUACAUUGCUGCAAAACACAACCUCUAUGGGAAAAACCUGAAGGAGAGGGCACAGUAUGCUUUUUAGAAGCCAUAUUACACUAAUAUGCAAGGUUUUUUUCUGGCCUAAGCACCUGCCUUUUUAAUAUAACAAAACAAUAAAGGGUAAAGGGACCCCUGACCAUUAGGUCCAGUCGUGGCCGACUCUGGGGUUGCGGCGCUCAUCUCGCUUUAUUGGCCGAGGGAGCCGGUGUAUAGCUUCUGGGUCAUGUGGCCAGCAUGACUAAGCCGCUUCUGGCAAACCAGAGCAGCGCACGGAAACGCCGUUUACCUUACCGCCGGAGCGGUACCUAUUUAUCUACUUGCACUUUGAUGUGCUUUCGAACUGCUAAUUUGGCAGGAGCAGGGACCGAGCAACGGGAGCUCACCCCAUCACAGGGAUUUGAACCGCCGACCUUCUGAUCGGCAAGCCCUAGGCUCUGUGGUUUAACCCACAGCGCCACCUGCUUGAGGAGAAAUGAAGGCAGGAAUUGGUGACUGAAUAGUGCAACAGCAGUAACUUAGAAGGGGGGAUACCCUCUGAGCUCAGCUUCAGGUAGCAAAAAGGUCUUGGAACAGCUGUGAAGAAGCAUAUGCAUAUGUUUUGCAUAUACACUUCUUCCAUAUUUAUAGCAAUCAUGUAAGAAAAUUUGGAGUUGGAUUUUACAGCCCCACCUCUGUCAAGGUCCAGUGUUGGUCAGAGAAAACAAAACUGAGAUGGAACCUAGUAACAGGAAGCAAGGCUGGCUGUUAUUCAUUGCGUAUCUGUUGCAACCACACACACACACACACACACACACACACACACACACACACGUAAGGAGGUCAGGAGCCCAGAGCAGAAUGUGCAGACCCUUUUAAAGCUUCAGAAAUUGUAACAGAAAGACCACCCCAAAUUGUAAUACGGAUGCCAUAAAAAUGGGUUCUACACUCUACAAUUCUAUGUAAAUCAGAUCCUGCUCAGAGUUCAUGUUUCUCUGACAUAUUUACAAGUCAGGCAUCUUGAUUGGAAGACAAUACCUGAAAACAGCCCUCCCUGGCCUGUCUGAGACACCCUUUUGAAAUGGUGAAUACCUCGACUCCAGAAUCCAUUGACAAGGACCAGUUUCACUCAUACACAGAUCUGCCUUUUUGACAGGUCUGCUUAGAUAGUUUCUUGUUAAACCAGUUUCACAGGCGGGAGGCUCAGGAAGAAUUUCCUGCUAUGUGGAUGGAGGGGUCUCUGAGGUCGACUAGAGGCUAAACAUGGUCUCAGCCUUGCUCAGUGUAUUUGUUUGGUUCAUGUUUUAUUCAAAUAGAGUAUGGUUUCAUUGAUAAAUUGGCCCUUUUGUUGAGAAAAGGGCCUGACUGAAAGUAGCCUUUUAUCAAUACUUUCUGCAGAGUGAUUGGCAGAUGAAGGGUUAACCCGAUAGCCUGUGGUACCUCUCUGACUCCCGCAGUGGCUAAUGUUGUGCAAAGGGAUUAAGACUUUGGAAGAAUCAUAUAGGACCCUGAGGAUCAUCUACUACAACUUUAAUAUGCAGCUGUCCCAUACGGGGAUCGAACCUGCAACCUUGGCAUUAUCAGCACCACGCUCUACCCAACUGAGCUGUCCAGGGUGUGUUUUAGCAUCUUUCUUAGUAUUUUUGAACUUUCAUGUUUUAUGUGUUUUAUACACAUGCAUUCCUCAGGGGUGCUUAUUAGGAGCACCCUAAUACGAUUAUGAGGGACGCAGGUGGCACUGUGGGUUAAACCACAGAGCCUAGAGCUUGCCGAUCAAAAUGUCGGCAGUUCAAAUCCCUGCAAUGGGGUGAGCUCCCGUUGCUCAGUCCCUGCUCCUGCCAACCUAGCAGUUCGAAAGUGCGCCAGUGCAAGUAGAUAAAUGGCUACUGCUCCGGCGGGAAGGUAAACGGCGUUUCCGUGCGCUGCUCUGGUUCGCCAGAAGCCACUUAGUCAUGCUGGCCACAUGACCUGGAAGCUGUACGCCGGCUCCCUCGGCCAAUAAAGCGAGAUGAGCGCCACAACCCCAGAGUCGGCUAUGACUGGACCUAAUGGUCAGGGUUCCCUUGACCUUUAUGAUAUGCAAAAUGAGCUAUGGAAGGAGAAGAUGGGAAGUCAUUGAUAUCUUAAGGAUGUAAAAAUGAGUACUUUAAAAUGUAAAACAGAAAAUUUAAUUUAUAUAGAUUAUAUUUAUAUAAAUAUUUAUAUGUGGAACUAAGCAAGAGGACAGCAGUCAGGGAGAGAAACUUACCACAGAUUCAGGAAACAGCUACCAGGAAGUGUCUUAGCAAAAACUGCUGGAGGGUCAGAGAGAGUUAGGUGUUGAAUGCAAGCUUGCUUUAAUCAAGUUCUUUGUUUUAUUUUACCCCUGCGUGAUUGUUAAUAUUACAAACACCACUUGAAGCAAGGCAUAGAAGGCGUGGGAGGAAAGGCAGAACAAACAGAGAUAGGGAAGGAUUUGGUUUACAGUGCAGUUUUAUAAGCAAGUUGCACCCAGUACUUAUUGACAAUACUGUAAAGGUGUUCCUAAAUAGGAGGUGUGUUUAUGUGGUAGGAGCAGAUAUCCCCCCCCCCCGAAUUCAAGCCUAUGCAUGUUUCCUUGGAAGUAAAUUCUUCUAUGGCCUAUGAGGCUUGGUCCAGGUACAUAGGAAUGCCACCUCAGUACACCUGCUAACCUGUAAACCCCACACUGAGUGUGUAGAUCCCUGUGUUGAUCCUUGACCAUUCAGAUGGUGGCCUUGGGACUAGCGGGAUCAGCAUGCGUCCAAGUAUGCGUUGCACAGAUGCUCAGCUCCACCUGCUCCCUUCUCCUCCACCAUUUGCUUUUGCAUCCCAUCAAGUGCUGGAGCCGAAACCAGACACAUGGGAAGCUAAGCCCCAGCAACGCCUAAUGAUCAGGGCAGCCUGUAGUUUAUUUAGGAUGACAUUGCCUCUCUUUCCCCCCAGAAUUGAUAUGUACGUGGAAGGAACAACCGAUCUGAUGGGAAUGAUCAGGGUUCAUCACAAAUCACCUCCUGGAGAAAAAGAGAAGAAUCUUAGUUUAAUCAUUGAACAAGCCACAAAAAGAUACUUCCCAGUUUAUGAGAAGGUACUGUAUGUAACAUGCUGGCACCAUGUUCUGCUACGUCACAUUUUGUUGAAAAUGAAAGGCCAUAGAUUUUGGUGCUAGUUAGGGUUUGGCAGAACCAUGUGCAUUACCUUAAGCUUUGGUAAAAAGUGGGGUGUAAAUGCAUAAACCCUAAAAGGCCUUGAAGAACAAAAUGGUCUUUGCCUGGUGCCUUAAUGACCAAUGCAUGGCCAUUAGAUGACCCUCUGUGUGAAGGACAUUCUAGAUAUGAGUGCCACCCUGAAAAGGCCCUCUCGCCUUGUAGCUACCUCCUCGCUUCGUACAGCCAUGUACAUGCAUUCAAUGAACUUUUCUUCCGUAGGUUUUAAAAGAGAACGGGCAACCUUUCCUUCUUGGCAACCAGUGGACCUGGGCUGAUGUCCAACUGAUUGAGACCCUAUUAAUGGCAGAAGAGAAGGAGUCCAACAUUCUCUCACCGUUUCCUUUGUUGCAGGUAAAAGAAGUAGCUGAAUUAACAAUGACCGUGUACUCAGUAAUAUAAACCUUCAGUUGAAGUGAACAGGCAUUCGACUGAUUGUGUCCUCGACAUUUUCCAAACUCACGUAUAGCUAGUCAGAUGCUGAUACUCCUGAGAACAAGGAAGUAUGUUAUACAACACAACACCAUUCUAAUGAAAGCUAGAGUUUCCAUAGGAUUGCCAUAUUUCAAACAGUGAAAAUCCAGACAAAAAUGGUUGAGCUUUUUAUGGCAAAAUCGCAAAAAAAAUAAUAAAAGUAAAUAAAUGCUGUUUGGGGGCUAUUUUUAAGGAAAAUAGCCAAAAAUUGCACUGCCUGCAUGAGCUGCCAUAUGUCCAGAUUUUCCAGACUUUUUUUUGCUGAUUUCUGCCUGGACACGGCUAGAGACAGCAAUAUCCUGGACAUGUCCGAAAAAUUCCGGACAUAUGGCAACCCUAGUUUCUAUCUUAGAUUACGUUGAAGGCCCAAGUCCCUGCAGCAAAGUAUCCUAAACCUUUAUCUCUUGCUUUCCAUAUGAGCUAUCCAUUUUAUGCACAUUUCCCCCUAAUAUACACAUUUUUGUAUACAUUUUUUCAUUGCAGAACUGCAUUGCAAAAUUCAGAGAAGGGCCUAUUUCCAAGGGGUAGCUGUGUUUCGGUUAGCAUUUUGUUUUGGAAAGUAUGAAUUAUUGGUUUUACUAUUGUGGUUUUCCCCAAGAGACUUCAGGAACUGACAGUCGUUGAUGGGGGCUGCAGUCAGCAAACUCACACUUCUCAGGAUUUGGGCCUGACACUUACACUGGUUUCAAAUUUGUUCAGCACUGUAAUUUUAAGAUUGCAGACCUAACUUACUUGCUCUGAAUGAUUUGCAAUAUUUGCAAUUUUAGGCUUUUAAAGCAAGAAUGUGUGAUGUCCCUACGAUUAAGAAGUUCCUUCAGCCUGGAAGCCCAAGGAAGCCUCCCCCUGAUGAAAAAUUUGUAACAACAGCAAACAGGGUUUUCAACAGGAAAUGAAAACUGGGCAUAUGUUGCACUGUGUUAACUCCUAUCUGGGAAGCAGCUGUCUUUAACAAUGCUUUGCAAAUGCUUCCUAAAGCUAGUGGGCUGCUUUUAAAUAAUAAUCCAGUUGGCUUCUGGCUAACAAAUAAAGUUUUGAGAUAAAUGCUAAUCUAAAACUCUUUAGCGGGCCGCAUUUGGGUGUAGGGGUGGGCGAUUACAAACCUAGAUUGGGGCAAUAUAUUAAGAUAGAGAGCAUUUGACAAUAAAACAAUAAAAAUGAUGUUAUAAUAAGAAAUGCUGUGUUUUUAUCCAGUUUAAAUACUUAGGCUGGGGUCACAGACAUGAUGUAUGAAAUGGCACCCUUGAAUAUUUCCCCUGGUGCUCAUAAAGCCUAUGAUACUCAGGUCCUCUUUGUCAUGAGAUAGUUAUCUUUCCUCCUCUUGAACAAGUACACAGAGCUGAAGGGGGAUAUUGGAAGAGUGGUGUUCUUUGGCAUUUCCUCUUUCAGCUAUAUGUGCUUUUCAAAUUUUAGAUUGGCACCUUGGGGGGGGGGAAUAGAAUGACUGGCAGUCUUUCUCCUUAUUUCUGUAGCACCCCACUUUCUGCUCCCCGUCAUCCACUUCCUUUUCCCUUCCACUCUCUUGGUCACUCCAGUUUCUGUUCAGCUGCUCACGUGCCAACCCAAACCCUGAGAAGAACAUAGAGCUGAAAGAGGAAGUGGGAAAGGGUACUUCUCUCCCAACUUCCCUCCUUCAGCUCUAUCUACUUUUCCAGUGGGAGUAGCCAGAGGGCAGAAAGUGAGGUACUGCAGGAAUCAGGAGAGAUAGCAAGCAUGGCUUGCCAGAAAGACUAUGUACAGUGGUACCUUGGGUUAAGAACUUAAUUCGUUCUGGAAGUUCAUUCUUAACCUGAAACUGUUCUUAACCUGAGGUACCACUUUAGCUAAUGGGGCCUCUUGCUGCCGCUGCACCACCACCGCACAUUCUCACCCUGAAGCAAAGUUCUUAACCCGAGGUACUAUUUCUGGGUUAGCCGAGUCUGUAACCUGAAGCGUCUGUAACCUGAGGUACCACUGUAUACACACACAUAGGUAAAGAUGAUCCUCUUGAAAAUGCAGACUAAAAAUGGCUGUUCAGAUGACUGUAUUAACCAGAGUUGUCAGCUGUUGGAAAUGUCUCCAGGACCUGAUGAUAGGUAAAGGUAAAGGACCCCUGGAUGGUUAAGUCCAGUCAAAGGCAACUAUGGGGUUGUGGCACUCAUCUCGCUUUCAGGCUGAGGGAGCCAGCGCUUAGCUGUCAAGUGUCCCUUAUUUGAAGGGACAGUCCCUUAUUCCAGCGUCAUGUCCCGCUGCUAUUCCUUAUUGAUGGAUGUCCCUUAAAUGUCCCUUAAAUGAUGUCCCUUAAAUUUCAAAGGAAGCAGCUCCUCUCCCUCCCUCCCUGCCGGCCAGGGAGGAGGGAGGCUCCAACUGUGUUGCUUGGCUGUGUUGCUCACCCAAUAAGAAGUCUAAGAACGACUGGGGGUGGAGCUUGCAUGCCUUGUGUGUGGCUAGUUAAUGAAAGCUGAGGGAGUUUUUGAAUGCUGGAUGCCAUUUUGUUGCAUGUGCUGCUGCAAACUUUGCAGUGCAAAGCCAGGCCGGGGAGCCAUCUUAAGUUGAGGCUGCAUAGGCCUUGUGGUGCAUGUGAUUCAGAUUCUAUUCAGUUGAACCUCUGGUUACAAAGUUGGUUGGACAGUGUUCUCGAAGCUACCAGCAUGAGUUUGACCAGACUGCAGGAGGACAGGAAGACUGGAGUGCCUGGAACAGGUGAGGCUGCAGGUCCCUUAUUUUGGCUGCUGGUCCCUUAUUUUCAAGACUGCUGGUCCCUUAUUUUCAAAUCUGUAAGUUGACAGCUAUGAGCCAGCGUUUUUCCACGGACAGCUUUCCGGCUCAUGUGGCCAGCAUGACUAAACCACUUCUGGCACAACGGAACACCGUGACUGAAGCCAGAGCGCACAGAAACGCCGUUUACCUUCCCGCCACAGUAGUACUUAUUUAUCUACAGUAAUACCUCUGUGAACAUCUGCCUCGUCUAGCGUCCGUUCCAGUGAACAUCCACAGCAAACCCAGAAGUACUGGAAUGUGUUACUUCUGGGUUUGUCACUCGUGCAUGCUCAGAAGCACAAACCGCUCUGCGCACAUGCGCAGACGAGCACUUUACCCUGCGUCCUUUUCUGCUAGCGACCGGGGCUCCGGAACGGAUCCCGGUCGCAAAACAAGGUACCACUGUACUUGCACUUGCAUGCUUUUGAACUGCUAGGUUGGCAAGAGCUGGGACAGAGCAUCAGGAGCUCACCCCGUCGCAGGGAUUCAAACUGCCAACCUUCGGAUUGGCAAGCCCAAGAGGCUCAGAGGCUCGGACCACAGCGCCACCCACGUCCUACAUUGGUCCACCUCAGACCUGGAGCUGGUCCUCCUAUUCUCUCAUCAGGAAUUCAAGCAAAUGGAAAAUUAAGGUUGCCUCAUGCAUGACAUGACAGGAAGUGUAUGGCACCAUUUUUACACCUGACAGGAAGCCACCGGCCCUGUCAGUCUGAGAUGCAUAGAGCAGCUAUGGUAGGGAGCAGCUAUGGUGUGGUAGGGAGUUGCAGUAGGUCCUGACUCACCAGAGGUGGAAAUACAUACUUUGCUGCAGGUUUAAUUCUGUUUGGUGGUUGUGGUGGUGCAGUACCUUUGGAAUCAUAGCAGAUUCAUACCUUAAUGGACCCAUUAAGACCCGUUUUGCUUAGUGAGGUCAUGUGGACUCCAAUCCCAAGGACUGUUUGCUCAGAAUGAAGCACGCCCCAAUGCAUUUUACAGCUUUUCUCCCAGGUAAGUGUGAAGCCUUUGAUCAUCAUGUGAUGAAUGCAGAUAUCAUGCAUUGUAAAUCCAUGAAAAAUGUGCAGCUCUGUACACAGGAUUCUCUCAAAUACAAAGCAUAAUGGACCCUUUCUCACCUGCUUUGAAUGCGUGAAACUGUACAUUUUGAUCUACCUUUAAAAAACAGUAAACACAGCAGUUUCAGAUAGAACAUCGUUUAUUCGUGCAUGCCCACAAAACUUUAGUAAUGUUAACCAAGCCCAAGUUUCUGUUUUUUUGUUUUGUUUUUUAACUGAGUGGUAAGACAAGAGGAAGAGACUCCCCCAAAGUAGGUGGAGUUUCCUGGACUGCAGGAUUUUGAAGGCACAAUUUAUCUGCGUGUGGAGAAAGAGAUCAGCUAAGUUAGGCUUUGGAAAAGGUUAGUACUGGAAGUUGGAAAUAAGCAACUUUUUCAGCCUUAACAGGUGCAGUCCUAUACAGUUCUACUCAAAGGUAAGCCCCAUUGACUUCAGUUGAACUUGCUCACAGGCUACGUGGGGUCUAAGAGGCUUUAAAUUAGCUGCUGUGUGGAUAUUGGGUUAAGUAUUCACCCCAGAAAGCUGCGUGUAGCAAUGCAAGAAUAUUUUACUUUGCCUUUGGCAUGAGGAAGGAGGGGAUAAAUAAUUGUAUUUUAAUUGAUGAAAGCAAGAAAGUGGGAAUAAAGCAUGGGGUGGAUUAGCCAGGGCAAAAAGUGAAAGUGUGGGGUUGGUUAAAGGAUACUAUAAUAAAGAGUGGCUGACGUUCAGUUAGAUGAAAGCAAUCUCAGAGUCAUGAUGGGUUCAACCCCCAUGUUCGGCAAAAGAUUCCUGCACUGCAGAGGGUUGGACUAGAUGACCCUCGUGGUCCCUUCCAACUCAACAGUUCUAUGAUUCUAUGUUUUGCUUUGAAGCACAGGAACAGGUUGAAGAGCGUUCCCUCUUGCUGUGAGAAAUGGGGAUUUCACAUGGAUUUGCUGCAUACUAUGUUGCUGGAGGGAAGGGGAAGAUUGUUGGGCCUCUUAUUUUCAUAGAGCAAAUACAUUUCAGGUGGGGGGGUAGCCAGUGAGGAAUGAACGAACAUCAUCUGAAGGGGCAAAACAAAGCCUGUAAUCUCUGAGCAUACUGCCCUGGCACUUAUUUCUGUAAUGGCACUUAUUCAAUGGUGCUUAUUUCUGUAAUGGGAUUCCCUAAGCACACUUUUCUGGAAGUAAAUACCAGUGACACUUACUUCCAAGACAACAUUUUUUAACAAAAAUGUGUGUGUGUGUGUGUGUGCGCGCUGCAUUUAAAUAUUAUUUAUUAUGCAUAUUUUUUCUUUUAAUCUGUUGCAAAGCAUCCCUCAAGGUAAGGAUUGGCUUAGGCAUACAACAGCACCUGUUGAUUUGACGGCCAUAUAAACUGCAAAAAACAAAACACAAAACCCCCAAACCAGAAUAUGUUGCUUUCCUUCUGCAUACUCUUCGGUGCAGAGAGGCCUGGACAGAGCAGCAGGGUACACUUGCCCCAGGUAUUGGGGGGCUAUGGCUGGGGGGGGGGGAGCACCAGGGACCAGCUGCUUUUCUCUUUGUGUUCAUUACUGUACAUUCUAACAAGACUCCUGCCUUGGGUCUCAGACAAGCUUUGCAUGAACUUGAGUGCAGAUAAUAUAAGAGUGGAACAUGUGCAGUUAAAAUGAUAGCCUAUCCGACAGUACAGAUGAUUCCUGAUGGGCAGUGUACCCAGAAGAGUGCCUCUUUAGCAGGGUUGUUUUUGCAUGAAAAUAUGAACAAGGUGCUUUGCUGCUGGUAUCUGCCUCACGCCAAAACAACUUGUACACACCAAAUAACUUGAAUAGUGUAGACUGCAGAAUCUGUGUGCACGAAACGAAGUGGUGGUGGCAUCACUUUCCUGUUUCUAUAUUGAGAAACGGCCACCACUGAACCACACCAAUGCAAAACGCCCUAUCUUCUCAUUUCUUUGGAAGAAUUACUCAAACCCCACCUUUGUUAGUCUAAAACACGGGUGUCAAACACAAGGUCCGCGGGCCGAAUCCGGCCCGCCAGACCUCGUCAUGUGGCCCAUGUAGCCGCCGCCGGCCGCCAGCCUUCAUCUUUUAUUCUCGCUUUUUUUUUUUUUUUGACACUAGAAAGCCGCCUCUUCAGCGCAUGCGCAGCAGCCUACAAGCCAGAGAACGUCUACCCUCUAGCGGCACCAAACUGCUGAUGCGGCCCCUGAUGAAUUUGAGUUUGACACCCCUGGUCUAAAGUCUUCCCCGUUUCUCUUUAUUCCUCUUUCUCACCUACCAGGGAACCUCCAUUGGGCAUGGGAGAGAGUCAGACCUGGAGGGAGAUGCUUGGCUUUUGCAUUUCCAGAGAUGGGAGUUCAACUUAUCUGCAUUUCCCCUUGCGUGUCGAGACCCCGCAGCCACCCCCUCGUUGGAAAUAACUCACACAAGGACACGGAUAUUAGGUUUAUGUAUUGGGCAAAUUUUGGGCCACAACUUUAUUGAAAUUACAGAAUGUGAGCAGUAUUGGCUUAGGCAUUGUUUGGACCUGAACAUACCUGACUCCUGCCCAUUGUGCAGGAAGUCCAGUAAGGGUAAGCCACCGGUAGGGGGAGCCCUGUCGAUGCGAACCCACUCAAGCUCCCCCUGGUAUUUCCGUCGGGGUCGUGUCAAGGCCCUAGCUCCCAGCUGGGCUUCAGACUAGAUCAACACCCCUGGGUUCCUUUAACGGAAUACCCUUAAGCAUGGAGGGGCAGGUGAUGGCCACACCUCCCCUCCCCCACACAAGGUCAAACAAUGCCUAACUGCAACCCUAACAAAGUUGUGAUGAUUGCUACGAGGUAGGUGAAAACCAAGUGGCCAGUGCCAAUUUGCCAAGUGGAAAAAUUCCUACCAGGCCCCUCAGACAAGCAAGGCAACCAACCAAAGUCCAUAGCAAGGCCAUUGCCUAAGCUGCAAAAUAGGGAGGGAGGGCAGGUGAUUGAGGAAGUGAGCCAAAGAGGAAGUCCUCUGGCUCGCCCCUCCGUUUAAACAGCCCUGACCAUGCCCCCCCCGGACAGCAAGUUGGCUGGCCGGGCUCUGAUGUGGCCGGGAUCCCCCAGACAAUGGGGGACAAAGUCCCCCGUCCCCGGUGGGGAGUGAGUGGCCAUGCGGUCCACCGCAACUCCUCCCCACUGGGAAGUGGAGCGGAUUUGUCCCUCCUGCUGCUCCCAUCUCCUUCCAUAGGGAAAACUGCUCUUUAGAGCUCAAUCUAAGCAAAUGGCACUUUUGGUUUUCUGUAGACUCCCAUUUUCCCCAGUUUAGAGCCAAAGAGAGGGUUUUCCCUGGGAAAGGAGGAGAAAACCACUCCGACCCAUCUUUUCUAGGCACAGGAGAAGCAGAAGCGUGGAUGAGCCCUGUGUGUUUCUCCCUCCUGAUAGGUCUUGUGCAAACCUGGAACCUGCAUGGCUCCUGACAGAGCAUCACUUGAAUAUCUGUUACCUUCUCCCACCUUCCAUCUGAAGGCUCCUUAACAGAUGCAGGCAUGCAGAGCCGAACUAUUGGGCAAUUGUUCUUUCUUCCCUUCGCCCUGCUUAGUUGGCCAACUAGGCUGAUAAAAGGUUCCGGAGAACAAGAAAUUUUGCACACUAUUUUGUGGCAUUUUGGUUGGCCUAAUAAAGGUAUUGUACUAAGAUGGAUUUUGGAAUUUUUAAAAUGUGGGCCAGCACUUUCCUGCUGUAGGCGAAUGACCCCUGAAAAUAACCCUCAAGGCAAUACCCUUUCCCCCUUUCAGUUGUCUCCAGCUGGAAAAUUUAAUUGUCCACCCACCACCCAUCCUGGUUCAACUGGAAACCUCUGAAUCUCAUGAUUUGCCAUGAAGGCAUCAGCAUGUGAAAACAGCUAAAGGGGGGUUUUUAUUUCAGGUGAAAUAAUUAGAUCACCUUAUUAAUUAGAAUGAAACGAAUACUUUACAUAUUUACAUAUGAAAUUUUUGCAGCCAGCAUACUGGAUCUGGAUCUUAACAAGUCCUACAUUUCCAGAAAGCUCUUUGCUUUCCCCCCUCUUGCAAUUACAUCCAACAUCUCUGAUGUGCUGUGGAUUUCAUUCCAGUCUUAAAAUAUACGCUGCCAAAGCUAAUAAAGAGCUUUUGAGCUAUGCAUUGUUUACAGAACAAUGAUCUUAUAGCACUGUCCAAUCCAUCCAUUUUUUGACGACAAUUGAAAGUUGAGUGUUUGCUUUAAACCUUUGAGCACUAAUACCCAUAACUCGGCUUGGGUUGAGUUACUUCAUAGUAACUACAACAUUGCUUCUCUACCUGCCUGCCCCCCCCCCUUGGUGUCAGGUAAUGCCAAGAAAAGCAGGAUGACCUGGCUCAGUCAGACAUAAUGAUCUUGAGCUGAGAAACUAUCCUGGUUUCAUAUUGUGUUUUGCAAAAAGAAAUUAAAGCACAGUUCCCCAGUUCAGACCUCAUGGGAAAUGUGGUUUAACUAGCCAGGAUAUAGGCACUGAAGCUGGACAUGUGAAGAGAGGAGUGAAUACGCAUUGCACAUGCACAUUGCUCAUUAUUUAGCCAAUAAACAAUGGCUUGUUGAACCAUUCUUCAAUGAUCUGGAUUUAGGAGGAUGGAGACUCAAGCAGGGGCACAUUCAGAUUGCGGGAUUACUGCAUUUGUUUUCCUGACUAUAAUGCCAGCGCUGCUAUCCUAGAUUCUAAGGUUCCCUUUUCACUGCAUUACCUGUUGCGUUGUGUAACUGUGGCUUUUUGAUUGAUAUAUUGCCAUGUGUGCUAAAUUUUAAAUGGUGGAGGGAAACUGUAUGCUAGAAUGCUGCCCCAAAUUUGAUCAUGUGAAAUUCUGGGUUGUUUUUCCCCUGGAAGUAAUUAACAUGGAAAUGAGCACUGAUCAUCAGCUAGAUUAUGCUAGUUUUUAAGAAGUGGCUUUUACAUCCUAUGGAAGAUCACAUAAAACAUGGACAUUAUCAGGUAAGGAAAUGUUGGGACAAUGGGCAAAGAGCUGCUUGAAUGGAGCCCAAGUUCCAUCCUAACGUAUCUAUUAUAUUGUGGUGAGUUUUGUGGGUAGCUAUGCACUCAGUAAGGGAGGCGGGUGGCACUGUGGGUUAAACCACAGAGCCUAGGACUUGCCGAUCAGAAGGUUGGCGGUUCGAAUUCCCGCAACGGGGUGAGCUCCCGUGGCUCGGUCCCUGCUCCUGCCAACCUAGCAGUUCAAAAGCACGUCAAAGUGCAAGUAGAUAAAUAGGUACCGCUCCGGCAGGAAGGUAAACGGCAUUUCCGUGUGCUGCUCUGGUUCACUAGAAGUGGCUUAGUCAUGCUGGCCACAUGACCUGGAAGCUGUACAUCAGCUCCCUCGGCCAAUAAAGCGAGAUGAGCGCCGCAACCCCAGAGUCGGCCACGACUGGACCUAAUGGUCAGGGGUCCCUUUACCUUUUUAUGCACUCAGUAAGCCACACCACUGAGAAACUUGAGGCCUGUGCAUGCCUAUUGUAAUCCAAUCCACCCUGCUAAAGAACAAGAGCUCACUCAUGUGCCUUGAAUGAGUGGAGGGGGGAGGCUGGGUGGGAAUAAUGGGAGGCACGCACAGCGUGUUUAUGAGCUGAAGGGGAUGAGAAAACUAGAAAUUGUGUAGACGCUGACUUUUGCCUCCAGGCUGACAUCCAGGAAUUGUACCAUUCCGUAUGCCUGGAAAUCAGCACGAGCCUAAGCAUGUUUUAACUCAGGUGUGAGUUCAACUGUGUUCGGUGAAGUUUGUUUGCUCCUUAAGUGUGCUUGGGACUGCAGUCUUUGGAAAUCAGACAAUCCUUCUAGAUCCUUUUCCUGUUGUAACCACAAUAAUGCUCAGCCUUUCAUAAUGCAUAUUCUAUUCAUUUUUUGUAACAUUUAAUAAAAUUCAUAAUACAUAUUCUCUUCAUUUUGCUCCACCUAAUUGAGCUGUUCUGCAAAAUUCUACCUGCAUGGUUGUGUACACAAUUGCUGGUUUAUAUUUAAUUAAACGUUUUCUUCUCCCCAUUAAAUGGCACUCAUCAGGAAACCACCAGCUUAGAAAUAUGUCUGGGAAACCAAAACUGACGUACUUUGAAGGCAGAGGAAGAAUGGAAUCCAUCAGGUGGCUCUUAGCAGCAGCUGGAGUGGAGGUUGGUUGCUUCUGUUUCGCACCAGAAAUUUGCACAAUUGUGUGCUCAGAGCUUUGAACGGGAGAUUUCCCAAUUCACAGCUCACACUCUUAGCUAUUUCUGUAUCUACAAAAGAGCCACGUAGUAACUUUAUGCAAUAAAAUGAACUGGCAUGACACAGGAAUGGAAAUAACUUGAUCUGUUUUCCUGUCUUUUUUUCCAGUUUGAAGAAACGUUUUUGAAAACAAGAGAACAGUAUUUGAAGUUAAUCAAAGGUAAACUCAUGGUGCAAACCUAUAUAUGCCUGUUCAGAGGGGAACCCCACUAAAUUCAGUGGGGCGUAAGCCCAGACGAGUGAGCAGCCUUUUUUCUACCCAUGGAUAUUUCUGAAACCACAAAAUUUUUACCAGAGACAAAAGUGGAAGGCCUGCAUGCAAUAAGCAGCAAAAUAAGUAAAACCUCUUUUGCUCCAGCCAAGGGUGUUUUCGCACAUAAAGCACAAAUCAUGCUGUUGCCCCUUCUCCCUCUGCAUUUCCCACAUAUAAAAUGUAAAUGUAAAAUCUAUAUUGAUAGGAAUAUAUUUUAAAAUAUUUCUAUUCUGCCUUUCUGCCCCACACAAUAAAACAACAGAUGCCCAAAUGUGUGUCAUUAGUGUGUCAUGUAGAUGGCAAAUACAACAUGCAUUAUUGGAGAUCUGGAUGGGGGAAAACAUAAUUCAUGUUUUCCCCAAAAUGUGUAACAUUCCUCAGUGCAAAAGAUCUUUCUAAUUUUAUUGCACGUUAUAUCAUCUAGGCUACAAUAUACAAUUUUUUCCUUAAAGGCAAUUAUAGAUGGGCUUGAGUACCUGGGUUAUAAGACAGACUGUCCUUGGAACAAUUAGUUUAUUUAUUUCCUUUUAUUUUGCUUGGUGUAUUCUUUGGGGGUGGUAGAUUAUAAAAUGGCCCCAGGAUCUGACAUUAAAAUCACCUGAGCAUGUAGAAAUCUUUCCAGAUUUAAAGGUGUGGUUGAUUCUCAGAACCCAUGGGAGGAUGGAGGUUUGAAUCAUAUUUAAAACAGGGCCUGGGAUAUAAAGUUUACUACUCAGCAAUGUUUUCUUGGGCUUGCCAAUCAGAAGGUCAGCAAUUUGAAUCCCCGCAACGGGGUGAGCUCCCGUUGCUCUGUCCAAGCUCCUGCCAACCUAGCAGUUUGAAAGCACACCAGUGUGAGUAGAUAAAUAGGUACCUCUGUGACGGGAAGGUAAACAGCAUUUCUGUGCGCUCUGGUUCCUGUCACGGUGUUCCGUUGCACCAGAAGCAGUUUAGUCCUGCUGGCCACGUGACCUGGAAAGCUGUCUGUGGACAAACGCCGGCUCCCUUGGCCUGAAAGCAAGAUGAACGCUGCAACCCCAUAGUUGCCUUUGACUGACCCUGAUCAUUCAGGGCUCAUUUACCUUUAUCUUUUUUUACCUAAGCCUUUUAAUUAUUUUAAGCAUUGUUACCCUACUUUUUAGCCAAAAAGCUUCCCAGAAACAAGACAGUUCCUGCUCUCAGGCUAACAGUCUAAAAGACAUGACUCAAAAGGAAAAGGUGUUGGGCAGAGAAGAGGAAAAUAAGCAAAAACAAACACCAUCGCGUUACUUAUAGAAGCCAGCUAGGGGGAGGGAGAAACACAUCAGGGAAAGGAGGAGCCAAAGGGGGUCGGUUUCUCUGCAAAACUAAUGCCGUGGUCCUUGCACAGCACUUUGUGUCUAUGCCGAGCUGUUUUUUCCCAUCCUUGCAAACCAUGUAAAUAAUUUGUUGUGGUUUUCUAUCUCAAGUUGUGAGCUUGAUGGCACCUGGGAAAGAUAGGAGAGCUUAUUCAAUGUCUCAAAUGUUGGACUCAUUGGUCAUAAUAGCAGGGAGAAGCUAGCUUUUCUUCUCUGACACCAGAAGACCCUCCAGUCUAUUUGGAAGGUGCCCACGCAUUCAGAGCAUGAGACGUGUUGCAAAAUGAUAGUAGAUUGGCUACUUGAUCAAAAUUUCACUUGGCUGUUUGCAUUCUUGCAGAAAGUGAGGCCAAAUGCUAGCUCUGAAAGUGCUUUACUGUGGCAGAAUCUUGCCACAUUUCUUUAAUCUCACAGAAUAACCAUUUUGGACCGAUCAAUGACUUUGUUUUGGCUUUUUCCUUUGCUUUCCUAAAGAUGGAUACUUGCUGUUUGAUCAAGUCCCUCUGGUCGAGAUGGAUGGGCUGAAGCUGGUCCAGACCAAGGCCAUCCUCAACUACAUCGCGGGGAAAUAUAACCUCCAUGGGAAGGACCUGAAAGAAAGAGCAUAGUACUUAUCAUGAUUCACCAUACUGUACUUAAUAGCUGCAUUAAAAGACUCUAGUGGUAUUAACAGUAUUUGCACAUGCUCACAAAUUUGCAUUGCCUAGGAAAGAGAAAAAAGCUGUGAGAGGCCAGGGAAAAGAUAUUCUUGAAGAUUUGGGCUUCUGGUUUGGUGUCUAACUUGUUCUAAUGCCCAACCCAUAUGUGUGUGUGCAUGUCUUUGUCCAAUGUUGAUCACACUCAGGAUAGAUCCACUGAAAUCAAUGGGGAAAAGGGCACUUCUUCUUCUUCUUCUUCUUCUUCUUCUUCUUCUUCUUCAACAACCCAAACAACCUACAAUUAUGUGGUUUCACUUUGGCAUGUCAACGAGUAGAAUUUGGCUUCCCUUUCAAUGACAGAGGGAGAACCCUGGAGACUGAUGGUGCCUUUGUAAAUAAUGGCAUUAUUUACAUAUCUACAGGUGGGACACACUGGAAGCAAAGAGUCUUUUCAUCAGCUGGUAACAAGUCCCUAGGCAGCUAUUUGUGCAGUUCUCCUCCUCCUAAAGUAGCACUCCCAGGCUCAGCUACCGUGUUUUUCGCUCUUUAAGACGCGCCUGACCAUAAGACGCACCUAGUUUUAGAGGAAGAGAACAAGAAAAAAUAUAUUCUCUCCCUCUCUGCACAGUGCCUCUCCAACAAAGUGGGAGGAGAAACAGAAGCAGAGAGGGAAAGCUGCGCAGUGCCUCUCCAGCGAAGCAAAGUCAGAACAGCAAGAGGGAUCGCUGCACAGCGAAAGCAGUGAUCCCUCUUGCUCUCCUGGCUUCAGCGAAAGGAACACAAAGCCUCCUGAGUGCAGUGGUAGCUGCGCAGCCUGCAUUCGCUCCAUAAGACGCACACACAUUUCCCCUUACUUUUUUAGGAGGGGGAAAGUGCAUCUUAUAGAGCGAAAAAUACGGUAAUUCUGCUUAGAAGCUUCCAGUUCUCUCUUUCUAAGGUGGUUCAGAUAACCCCUAAGCACUGAAAUAAUACAUGAGGAUAGAUCGACAGGCCACAUGAGCUAGACCCACCUCCCAUUUUUAUGUUCCUAUUUUCCCAAUAAGUUCAAUUAAACAGAUGAAUUUUCUCUACCCAUGCCUGCCUUGUCCUCACAGCAUUGACAUGUAUGUGGAAGGAACCAUGGACCUGAUGGGGAUGAUUCUGAUGUAUCCCUUUUCUCCACCUGAGCAAAAGGAGAAGCAGCUUGCUUCCAUCCUUGAGAAGGCCACUACCAGGUACUUUCCAGUCUACGAAAAGGUAUGGCACCAAAGAUUCCUAUUAGUAGCUACAUCAGGGAUGGGGAACCCAAAGAUGAGCUACUUGGGAUCAUCCUGCGCCAUCUCGGUGUCCUCCAGAAACUUUGGACUACAAUUCCCAUCAGCCUCUGCCAUCAUCACCAAUGGUCAAAGAUGUUGGGAGCUGUAGCCAAACAAUAUCUGAAAGGUUCUUCAUUGGGGAAUGAUGACUUGGACUAAUGGCACAGGUCAUAUUUUUCGUAGCUCUUUGAAAAUAUUAGACAGGUUUUACUAUGUCCUGAGACUUCUUUGAAUAUAGAGUGAGGCUUCAUCUGUGCUAUGCAAUUAAGGCAGCAUUGUGCAACUUUAAACAGUCAUGCCUUCUCCCAAAGAUUCCUGGGGGCCAGGUGCACCAACUCUAGGGGGCUGAUGAGUUUUGAGCCCCCUCAAUAUUUUUUGGAAAGGGGCCAAUGUUGAGGGGCCCCAGGAUGCAUCGUAGCUUCAGCGGCCAGCUCCUCCGGAGCAUUCGGCCUCCUCCAGACGUUGUGAUGUCAUGAACAACAUGCACUGCACGCACAAUGUCACACACACACAAUAUGUGCUGGGCCCUCUCAGUGUUAGUUUAUUAAAAGUGAUCAGAGUGGUUAUCAUCUUAUGUGGCUUAUAUGACAUUUAAAUUUAAGUCCCCAAAAUGUCUCACACUGUCCCAACAUUUCUCAGAAGAGUUAAAAGUACAUUUUAAGGUAAGAGAGUACAUUUUACCCAAACCAAGCACAUUCUUUAUUGUUGUUUUCUAGGCCCUGAAACAGGCUGGAAAAGAGUUUCUCGUUGGCAAUUGCCUCAGCUGGGCAGACGUACAGCUGCUUGAGGCAAUCUUAAUGGUAGAGGAGAAGAAAGCGGAGGUUCUUGAAUCCUUCCCUCAACUGCAGGUAAACUGUUGGUAGAGUUCAUCGUGCAGAAUUCUGCUCUCGUUAUGUUUCAGAAUGUGUUUGUUCAGACCUCUGGAUUGAGGUGCAUAGAGUUCAGUUAAGGUUAAGCUAUAGUUAAGGGACUAUAAUGAUUCCCUUUCUGGGCAAUUGAUUCCAAAAAGCUGCCUUAUAGGAAGUCAGGUACACCCAGCUCAGUAUUCUCUACACUGAAUGGCCAUUUCUCUAUGAUUUCAGACAGGGGAACCAAUUAUUGUAUCCAAUUUAGCCUAACCUUUGCAAGUAAUUUCCCCUAAUAUGAAUCAUUUGGGGGAAGUCAUUUUCACUUAUAGGAUAUUUUUGUGCCCUUUCUCCUAAUAUACAUUUUUGUGGAAAAGGUUAACUGGAGAGCAAAAUGCAGGGAAGUGCAAAUGUUGAAGGAUAGCUGUGUUUCAGUUUCCUGUUUCACGAAAUGUGAAUCAUGCACUUUCUUCGUAAAAUGCAAAUCGAACCAAAUUUCUCCCCCAUCCUUACAAUAAACGGGAAGUUGGGGAUUGAGGAAAAACAGGUACUCAAGAAGAUGUACCCUAGGGAAAUCCCCACAUAGCUCCAGCAAUGCCCAGAGGCUUCCACCUAUGCAGCUGAUUCCAGCAUCUGUUUUCCAUAUAAUAGGAGUGAACCUGUUUGGCACAUUUAGAUGUUAGCGCCACAGAGUGGGAUCCAUUCAGGGGGAAGCAGCAAUCAGACUGUGUGGAUCAGAUAUUAGCUUUUUAUGUGCAGGACAACGAGUCUCUCUUUCUGGUGGUUGGUUAACGUAUAUUGGCAUAAUUCCUUACUUCAGGUUGUAUUGUCAAAUAUCCUUUAGAAGGAUGUUAGUCUAUACACUACGAGCUAUUCUGAUGCUAUAUAUAUAUAAACACUUCUUUGUUUUGUUUUGUUUUUUGAUUUUUGCCCUAGGCUUUCAAAGCAAAGGUGAGCAAUCUUCCCACCAUAAAGAGGUUCCUGCAGCCUGGAAGCCAAAGGAAACCACCCCCUGACGAUGCAUAUAUCGCAACUGUGCUGAAGAUUCUCACAAGUGACUAAAAAACAUUGCAUCAGAUUUUAAGGCUGCUUGCCAGAGUCACCAUGAAUGCUGAAAACCAAGGGAUCUUUAAAUGAAAUGAUUGUUACCUGCCAUGAAAAGCAAAAGUGGUAACAUGGAAUGUUGAGCAGAUGUUGAUUUAAAGUGUGUAAAGUGCUUGCAUUAAAAUAUUCAACAAGAGUGUAUUUUCUUUCAUACUGCAAAAUGACAAGGCUAUUUAUGCAUUCUUUCAUUCACAUAUUUAUAACCUCCCAUCUAAUGCAUUCUUAUUAACCAGAGUGACUUACAAUAAUAAUAUUUUUUUUAAAAAAACCCACAAUCCAUAAUCAAACACACACACGUAAUGGAUUGUAAAACAACACUGUUCACAUGGCUCCUCCAAAGCUGAUGGAACAGGCAGUAUGGUUAGCUAAAAAAUGCUUAUUUUUGUAACAUAUGAUGUAAGGACACUAUAUUUUUUAUCCAAGGCUCAACAGAAGGACAGAGUCACACGCUGGGUUCAAUAUAGUUUCCAAACAAUGGCCAAAAGGAGUUUAAAGAGUUGGACAAAUUUAAGGUGGGUUGUCUCAUCAAGAGAGGGAACGUCAAUGAAGUUAUGUACCCUCAAGUGGAUAGUAGUAUGUCUGGUCCCGGUAAACAGCGGUCUUCAACAUUCCUACCAGCAGUACUCUGUGGCAAUGGUUUAUUAGAUACAUGGUGGCUCUAUAAUCUGACCCUAAGUGAUUAUUCUUUCUAAUCCUUGAGCCACAAUAUUUCGGAAUAGAUCAUGUAGUUCUUUCAAAUCCCUGUCUGAUAAAAUAACAAUUUGAUAAUCCACAUACAUGAAUCAGACCAUGCUUCAGUCAUCGUUGAUUUCAACACUAUGAGAAGGGGUCUCGAGACCCUUCUUUUGGUGCCUCCCAAUAACUCUCUUAACACAUACAGAAAUUAGGAACAGACUGAAAACAGAAUUGAUAGCCUAUUUUGAACUGAACCAGUUUAGGCCAUAAUCUGGGAUGCUAUGAAAGCAGUACUGAGGAGACAUUGCCUAAAGCCCAUCAUUUUGAAGAAGCAGAAAUCAGCAUUGCAAACUGAGAUGGUGAAAGACAUAUCGGCCUCAGCAGACACAAGGACUGAACUGAAAACUUUAUGCCAAUUUAUUGCGUAAGCACAGUGAGCUUCUAAGCACUAGAUGCUGAGUAUAUAAGCACCUCUAUGCAAAAAGUAACCGUGUAUAUUAUGAGCUUGGAAAUAAAUGCUCUAAAAUGAUAGCGAGAGCCUUUAAGGUCCAGAAGGAACAAAACCAUAUAGGCCAUGUUGCUUAGGAGCCAAUUCCUAGGGGCCAAGGUCCCUUUGCCCCCCCCCCAUAAAAUAUUUGAGGGGACCGGGCCCCCACAAAGCUGAUGGACAUUGCUAUUCAAAUGGUGUGCAUGUGCCACAUAUUGUGAUCAAUUAUGCGGGGUGGGGCUUACCUGCUCCCCCCAUAUUUUAUUCAAGUUGGCAUGGCACCCUGUCAUAUUGUGAUAGAUGACAGUUCCCUUUUCACUACUAAUGACAUUAAUCUCACUUUUAGAGAUGUUUUAUAGGUUUCUACUGUAUUCUACUAGCUCUCCAUCACAAGCUCUUUUUUUUGUUUUAGAGAAAGCUGUAGAUAAAAAGUAGCCACAUGACCAUAAAGAAUAGAAUAGUUGAUAAUGGAGGAGGAAGUACAGUGAGUCUUCAAAAAAUUUGAAAUGGGUUAGAUGGAUAAACCCCAGUACAGUGGUACCUCUAGUUAUGAACUUAAUCCAUUCUGGAGGUCCGUUGUUAACCUGAAACUUUUUAACUAGAGGCAUGCUUUCGCUAAUGGGGCCUCUUGCUGCUGCUGCGCCGCCGGCACACGAUUUCCAUUCUCAUCCUGGGGCAAAGUUCUCAACUCGAGGUAGUUCUUCCAGGUUAGCGGAGUUUGUAACCUGAAGCGUUUGUAACCUGAGGCGUUUGUAACUCGAGGUACCACUGUAUUAGAUGGGAAUAAUCUACUCUGGUCUAAUAUCAUGCAGAAACAUUUCUGUCUUCUUAAUAAUAAUAAUAAUAAUAAUAAUUUAUUAUUUGUACCCCGCCCAUCUGGCUGGGUUUCCCCAGACACUCUGGGCGGCUCCCAACAGAAUAUUAAAAACACGAUAAAACAUCACACAUUAAAACUUCCCUAAACAGGGUUGCCUUCAGAUGUCUUCUAGAAGUCAGUUGUUUAUUUCCUUCACAUCUGAUGGGAGGGCGUGUCACGGGGGGGGCACCACUACUGAGAAGGCCCUCUGCCUGGUUCCCUGUAACCUCACUUCUCACAGUGAGGGAACUGCCAGAAGACCCUCGGAGCUGGAUCUCGGUGUUUUACUCUAUAACCCUAUAUGUCAAAAGAAGUUCACGCUAUGCGAAACUUGCUUAUUCUACCAGACUCUUAUCAGGCUAUGAUAUUUCAUUUUCCCUUUGCUCUAGUACCAAUGUUUGGUUUCAUGGAUAUUGUGGUAUGGAAUGUAUUGCACCUUAUGGAAAAAAGCCUUUCAAUAAUAAUUUACUCUUUAAAGAGAAGCAGCUGACACAGGCGUCCAGACUCCUUGACCAAAAGCACUUCUCACUGUUUUGCACACCAGUGUAAAUUAAUCACAGCCAUCUAUAUACCCCAAACCCCUCAAAAGGUGAGUGCCACCAGCAGGGAACUCCUUUGUAGAUGACCUUUGUCCAUAUUUCCUAGCCAGCAGCUGCAGCCAAAGAUUGCGGUGGCCUCCUGCCCAGUGAUACAAGAGCUUGGGUUAAUUAUGAUAAGGACAUUAACGUUUGCCCUCAAUGCAGCUGCACAGAUUUACACUAAACUGAGUUGCAUCACGUUAUGUACCUGCGAGAGAACCUUUCCCAUUAUGGAUUAACUUUGUGCAACUGAUUUGACUCUAGGUGAAAAGUCUCACAAAAGGCAAAGCUGUAAGGUGGAGCUUCUGAGCUUUUUAUAAACUUGAUGCACACAAGUUCAGCCUUUGCUCUGUCUCAUAAGAAGUAUCACUUGCCCAGCAGGACUUCCAGCAGGUUAUUAGUCAAAGGUAGGCAAUUCCUUUGGAGAGUCAUAGCUCAAGAGUGACACCCUUGACCGAGGAGUGGUGCAGGGACAAUUCCCAAAGACCUCACUUCUGCCCAAAGAUUUUCUUCUUUUACCCAGCCACUGUGGGUGGCUCCCAACAGAACAUUAAAAGGUGGUGGUAGGAUUUUCUGGAGAUUUGUAAUCUUGUGAAAGAAGCUUUUCUGUCUGGAUAGACCAAAGGCAGGAGCUGGACAGUGGCAGAACUCUAAAAAUCAAAUAGCGGUGGGUUGAGGGUUUUGGUGGCACCUCAAAGGAGUGUUGGGUAGAGUUGGGAGAGAAAUUUGAUUUAAAAAAUAUUUAUAUAUAUACUUUUCAAAUAUUCAUUAAUUUUACAAUCAUUUUAACAUUUCAAAGUCUGUAUUCCUUUCCCCUCUUUCUGCGGUUCCUUAAAUUUAUUUUUUAAUAUCUUCUGCAUAUCCAAAUUCAUUUAAUUUGCUCAUUUAAUUAUCUACUUUAAAUAUAUACUGUACUCUUAUGAAACUGCAGGUUAUUACAAUAAUCCUGCCGGUGUUUAUAUCUGUUUGCAAUUUAUCUGCAAAUGUUCAAUAAACCAUUUCCAUUCUUUUAUAAAAAGUUUGUUAUCUUGAUUUCUUAUUCUUGAUUUCAGGAAAUCGAGAGAAAUUUGAUUCAGUUUGCAUUUUAACGUGCCAAAUUUGCAUUUUCUGAAAUAAUAUGCCACCUGAAACAUAGCUCUCGUUUGAGAUUUGCAAAUACCUGACAAAUACCUCCAGACAAAUAGUGCAUAAAAAUGCACAAAGUGUGCAUAUAAAUGCAUUUAUUAGUGAAAACAAUGUACCAUGUAGUCGUCCAGAGAAAUAGAUCCAUUACAUUUUUGGGAGCGAGGUUCCUAUGCCAGCAUCCUGCGAACUCAGCUCUCCAACAGGGAAGGCUGACUUUGGCUUAUUGCCUUGCAAAGUUCUAGUGUGAAUUGCCACCUAAGUAGCUAAAGGAUGAGUUUUAUGGGUCCAUUCUGCAGCACCUGCUGUUGUCCAAAUGGUGCCAUGGCAUAGAUACAAAGACAAGGACCAAACAGGAUUCAAAACCUCAAGAAGAGGGGGCAAGGAAGGCAAGGCAAAUCUUUUGCUUUUCGUUAAAUUGGCAAUUUACAGAUGGUGGAGACUGGGGCAAAUUGGUUGAGAGAAGGGAGUGUCUCUGUGAGGAAAUCUGAAAUAGUUUUAGGAUGGAGGUGGGCUCCAGAUGUGAUCCAUCACCAUCAUCCCUGAUAGCUAGCCAUCCUGGAGAGGCAGGUUUCCAGAGCUGUUUUAGGAGAUACAAGGCAGAUAGUGACAAUGGCAACAGUGCAGGGAUGAGGGGGGAAUUUACUAUUUUGUGCCUCUGUGAAUCAUGGCUGUCUAAUGAGGGUUAAACAUUCAUUAUUUUUAAAAACUCAUUUUCAAUUUUAUCUUUACUAUGAUAUGCCAUAUCUGCUUGUGCAUCAUGAUUAUGAAACUGGUUUUUAAAAAACCAACAGACAAGAAGCCGUUAGACAAGAGAGCCAGUGUGGUGUAGUGGUUAAGAGCGAUAGACUCAUAAUCUGGGGAACCGGGUUCGCUUCCCCGCUCCUCCACAUGCAGCUGCUGGGUGACCUUGGGCUAGUCACACUUCUUGAAGUCUCUCAGCCCCACUCACCUCACAGAGUGUUUGUUGUGGGGGAGGAAGGGAAAGGAAAAUGUUAGCCGCUUUGAGACUCCUUCGGAUAGUGAUAAAGCGGGAUAUGAAAUCCAAACUCCUCCUCCUCCUUCUUCUUCUUCUUCUUCUUCUUCUUCUUCUUCUUCUAUCUGAAAUCCUGCUACAAGCAAUCACCAACCAGCAUUUUAAAAAGUUGUCCUUCUCUAGUGGUGGUUGUUUCUCUACUAAAUACCAUCUCUCUUUCUCUCUGUUAUCACAACAGAAAAGUAAGCACUUAG
Messenger RNA from Podarcis lilfordi (Lilford's wall lizard), 78462 nucleotides. The record is from the annotation of a GenBank genome assembly. Lineage: Eukaryota; Metazoa; Chordata; Lepidosauria; Squamata; Lacertidae.